GCGUUGCCUAGGCGACGGUAGGGCCCGCUCACGAUACACAGCCCGGCCUGGCUUCAGCCAGCAUCUCUCUGGGCUCCAGGUAGGUUGAGCGGCCGCCAGGGAGGAGGAGUGGGUUACCUGCCGUUGCUAGGCAACUGCCUUGCGCCUCCUUCCUCCCCCAUAUCUGGCACCCCGCCCGAGAGAGGGAAGGGACUGACCUCGCUGUUACCCUCUUUCUAUUUCCCCUUCCCAUGGGGUAGCUGCGUUGUACAUCCUCUUCCUUGCCCUAUGCAAAGAGGGGUUGCUUCUCCACACAACUUAGGAGAGCAUGCAUGAAGUCUCUUACCCCGGAUUAGUUACCCCGCUUUAGCCCACUGUUUCUUUUUAAAAACACACACACAAAAACUGAGGUGCUUCGGCACAGUCCUGGCCAUUGUGGGGUUACUGGCUUGUUUUGCUUUUGCUGCGCUGCAAAUUUUCUGUUUUCUUUAUGUGUUGUGAACUUCUGAUGAAGGGCAGCGUACAGAUGUAAUAAAUCAGUAAAACAAACUUUAAAAUGUCUACUCGGAGGCAAGCCCUAUUGAUUUCAGUGGAGGUUACUCCCGGGUAAGUGAGGUUAGGAUUGCAGCUGUUGUAGAAAAGAAGGUGGACAUUUUUGCUGCACUUUGGGGGGGGGGGGAAGGUUUUUUUUUUUUUUAGUGUCCCCUGAAACCAGAUUUCCACACCUGUGUCCAUAUCUCAUUUUAUUUCUCUUGCUGUCUUUUCCGUGGUUGCAACCGUGCUCAAGGUGGCUUACACGGCGCAAAAAGAUUUACAUAAAUACAAAAGUAAGUAAUAAUAAACAAUGAAUAAAACACAUCAAAAAGCACGCAACCAAAUGGAACCAUUUCCACGUAAAUCGUAACAGAUUUAAAAAUAAAGGUACAAAAAGAGAAAAACCCACAUCAAAAAGUACAUAAGGCGGGGAGCAGGUUUUUCAGGAUUCGCAGCCAAGAUGGGACUUAGUUUGCUGCUUAAAAGAAUUUGUAAUGGCCUUAUAAAAUAUAAAACAAAACCCUCAGGUUUGAGGUGGCUGGAAGGAGGCGGAAGGGGACAGAAUGACUGGAGAUUGUGACCUGUGUCAGUGAUUGUAAGUGUGGAAUCAUAAUAUAUUGUUAAGGAAUGCUCCUUUGUUUUGGAUUGUUUAAUGGGAGUUCUUUUGGAAUAUUGUUGUUUUAAAGUUCUUCCCAGGUUUGCCAUAUACUGCAAAUUUUAGCAUUAUUAAUAAUAGUGAUAACAUACAGCCUUUUGGGUGUGUCACUGUUGUUUCUGUAUUGCAGAUUUCUUUGUUGGGGUGGGCAAGGGAAAAUAGUUGUGUGCCUGAGGUCACCAGGUGAUUUUGUGUGGGACAUUUCAGUGAGGAAUUUUGCAUCUCACAUCCUUGGACGCUGUACUAUGUGUGUCACAGGAUCUUCGAAUCCACUGGAAGCAAACUGGAAGGAAAUAUAGGGCCUUCUCUGUGGCAGCUCCUAAACUGUGCAAAGUCCCUCCCCAAAGAGGUAUGUCUGACACCUUAGAGUCAGAGAAUUGUGGAACUGAAAGGGAGUCCAAGGGUAAUCUAGUCCAACUCCCUGUGUUGGAAUUCGCUCCUGGUUUUCAUUAAAUCUUUAUUUAUUCUUAUGUUGCUUUUUGUUCGCCAUGGUCCCCAAAGUUGUGAAUACUUGGAAUAUAAUGAUAAAACAGUAAAACACAAUGCAAAUAAUCAAAAUCUCCAUAUAUGUGCACGCUUAUAAAUAUUUAACAGUGAGGAGGAUACACAUAAUAGCCUAGUUAUUGGGAAAAGCUGUAUGAAAAUACAGCAAUGGAAGAGGCAGAUGCACUUUAUGAGGUGGAGGAUUCCAGAGAUUGGGGGUUGCUAUGGAGUCCUGCGUAUUCAUUUAUUUUAACUAUUGUUUAUACGGCUUAAUAUUUUAAAAAGUGGAGGGGGGAGCCAUGUGCUUUAAAUGUAUGGUGCAUAUGUGACCUUAGACUGAGGAAAUGGAAUAGGGCGGAAAGGUUAACACCGCCCCUCCUACCUCUGCCUGAUCCAAUUUGAGUGGCCCUGCAGCUCUUUCCAACUAAAUGUAGAAAUACCAGGAGAUUCAGUGGAAAUGGUUCAUCUGUUUGGUGCUUGCAGGAAGCUGGCCCAGCUUCCUCUGCCCCAGAGGCUCCUCUCUCCAGAUGUAAAUAGGAGUGGUGUGGCAAUAUAUACUACAUGGUCCUUCUGCUCCCCAUCCUCGCCCUAUACCACCUUCACCACCCCGGGAAUGGGAAAGCUGGGAAUCAACUCUCCACAUGAACAGAGCUCCCUGCAUGUAGAAAGGUAGCUGCUUGGUCCUCUCUGACACUUGUAGGAUGCCUGGAGAUCAUGCCCCAUGUGCACUCGGGUGAAGCAGAACCACAGGACUUGUGGAAGUUUGAGCCGCAACCGUUCCGUUCCCUUCCCAGUUAUUCUUCCACACUGAUUCCCCGCUGUCUUUGAAUCACAGGAUCUGAAACUGGAGCUGAGAACACAUGAACUGGCGCAAAAUCGGAUGGGACAGGAGGGAAGGGGAGAUUCUCCCCCUUAUCCCCACUUUUGUGUUAUCUAAGGAAACAGGCAUUCCCAAACCUAAAAUACAUAAUUUUCCUCUUGGUUCUGUAGCCUGUUUCAUGUGGGCCUAUCAAGGUGAUGGCUCUGGAAGUUAACAUUGUUGAACACUGUCUUUCCCAUUUAUUCUGACAUUUAUGUGUCUGGUUUGUCAGCAGAUAAUUAUUUUGCUGUCCUCUUGUCUAGAUCCUGUGCUGUGACCAUUAAGCUGCAAUGCUCAGAAGAUGAUCCAAAGUGAUAAUCAAAACCAGAUUCCUUCCGAUGAAAUCGUUAAAGAGCUGGUAACUCUUUGAUUUAUUAUUGUAAUUGAUUGUAUAGUUGAUCGUAUUUUAUUUGACUGUGUUUCUUUUCUGAAUAUGAUUGAGGUCCAGGGUACUUUGACCUUCGUCUAAGAAACACGAGAAGUGCCCUUUUGGCUCAAACUAAAACUUCCUGAUACAGGGCUGCCUUCAGAUGUCUUCUAAAAGUUGUAUGGUUCUUUAUCUCCUUGACAUCCACAUUUAAAAUUGUAUCUUAACCCGUAUUUUAACUGUUUUUUUUCUUUUUCUAUUAUGUUUUAUUGUAAUUUUAUUGGUGUUAGCUGCCCUGAGCCUGGUUCUGGCUGGGGAGGGCGGGGUAUAAAUAAAAAUUAUUAUUAUUAUUAUUAUUAUUAUUAUUAUUAUUAUUAAACAUAGCCAAUGACAUCAAUGACACAUUUUGGCAUGUGCUUGACUUCUCCUUCUCAUCAAGAAGGAGGUCAAUAACAGUGGUUGUGUCUCUCUCUUUUCUUUCAGUGUACCUGUAAUGGACUGUCUUAUGACAGAAUUGACCUAGAGGGAUCUUCGGUGAGGAGUCUGGAGAUGUUUUUCUCUGGCUACUCCAGAAUAGUAGGCCUGUCGCAUUUCCCCAAUUUAACAAGGCUGGUUCUCGUCAGACAGGCCAUCCAAGAGAUUUCUGACCUGCAGUACUGCCUGGUACUUAAAGAGCUAUGGGUGGCCGAAUGCUGCUUGACAGUAAGUGGGCUUAAUAGGCUUUUAUUUUAGCCUUUUAUUUUCCAGUGGGCAAGGAAGGGUGGAUGGACCCUUGACCAACUGGCUUUCCUCUCAUUUUGAAGUCCAGGAGUGUGUGCAGGGGGUGGGCUGAGGGGGUGAAAGGGGUAAGGGAACUGAGUUUCCUGGAAAAGAGCACGUCUGAUUGGCUGGCUGGAACAUCUUUUGUGGGCCUGCAAUUGGUGGGAUUUCCCCAGACAAAGUAAUUUUACUCAAGCGUGCACUUUUCUCCCUUUUUCGGCUGGUGCUUAAAACUGACGCACGCUCCCUUCUUUUCAGAAGAUCGAUGGUUUGCAAAGAUGUGCUUUGUUGCAAAAGCUUUACCUCUAUUGCAACAGGAUUUCAACUAUUGAGAAUCUGGAGAAGCUAACAAAGCUGGAAGUUGUUUGGCUUAAUGGGAACCAGAUUAGAGAAAUAGAGGUGAGCCUGGGGUUUUGUUUGUUUGUUUUGGCCAUUCAUUCCUGUCUGACUCUUCUGGUUGGGGCAGGACAAUUUGUGCAUGUUAUCACAGUGAUGCCACAAGCACCUUCGAACAGGUGUCCUUGAGAGCCAGUGCAGUGGAAUAUUUAGAGUUUGGACCAGGGCCAGGGAGACCAGCGUUCAAAUCCCCACUUGGCUAUGAAGCUCACUGAGUGACCUUGGGCCAGUCACUGCCUCUAGUCCUACCUCACAGGGUUGUAAGGAUUAAAUGAGGAAGAAGGGAACCCCGCACACUAGGGCUGGGCGAUACCUGGCUUUCAACAUCACAAUAUAUCACCAGCUGAACAUCAUGAUAUAUCGAUAUAUCACAAUGUCUGAAAUAAGGAUGGAAUUACCAUAUUUUUCGCUCUAUAGGAUGCACCAGACCAUAGGACGCACCUUGUUUUAGAGGGGGAGAACAAGGGAAAAAAAUUCUCCCCCUCUUUGCUCAGUGCCCCUUCAGCAAAGCGGCAGGAGAAACGGAGCCCCUUCCAUUUCUCCUCCCGCUUGGCUGAAGAGGCGCUGCACAGCUCUCCCUCUCUGCUGAAGCUGGGAGGGUCUUGCUCUCCCGGCUUCAGCGAAAACAACGCGAAGCCUCCGGAGCGCAGCGGAAACUCGUGCUGCGCUCCCACUGCGCUUCGGAGGCUUUGCGUUGCUAUCGCUGAAGCCAAGGAGCCUGCAUUCGCUCUAUAGGACGAACACACUUCCCCUUAAUUUUUGGAGGGGAUAAAGUGUGUCCUAUAGAGCAAAAAAUACGGUACAUAAAGGCGAAGAGCAGAGCUGGGCUAUACGUGCUUUUCAACUUCGCGAUAGAUCACCAGCUAAACAUCGUGAUAUACUGAUAAAUCACAAUGUCGGAUAUAAGGAUGGAGCUCUGUAGAGGCUUUGGUUGGCUUCACGGUUUCCCCCACAUUGUGAUAUUUGCAUAGCACACCUACCGACUUGCCCACACCAUAUAUUUCCAGGUCAAAAAUUAUGAAACUAAUAUCACGAUAUGGACUUCAAACCGGUUUUGGACAAUAUAUUGAGAAAUCACCCAGCCCUAAUUCACACCAUCUUGAGCUCCUUGGACGAAAAGAAGGGAUAUAAAUCCAAUAAAUUAAAUUCAUUAGUACAGGGAUGGCCCAGCCAACAUUCAUCUCCUGUGUCCUGUUUGCCUAGGUAGUGCUGAGAAGCUUAAUUUCAAUUGUAGAUGUGCUAAAUGAUCUGGAACUUGCUGAGCAAAGCAUGUGACAGCUGCAUAUGGUCCCUGCAUAGCAAUGCAAUCUUGGCUAGACACAGAACAGUUGAAACCACUGAGCCUCUUGGGCUUGCCAAUCAGAAGGUCGGCGGUUUGAAUCCCCGUGACGGGGUGAGCUCCCGUUGCUUGGUCCCAGCUCCUGUAAACCUAGCAGUUCGAAAGCACACCAAAAGUGCAAGUAGCUAAAUAGGUACUGCUCUGGCGGGAAGGUAAACGGUGUUUCCGUGCGCUGCUCUGGUCUUGGUGUUCCGUUGCACCAGAAGCGGUUUAGUCCUGCUGGCCACAGGACCCAGAAAGCUGUCUGUGGACAAACACCGGCUCCCUUGGCCUGAAAGCAAGAUGAGCUCUGCAACCACAUAGUCGCCUUUGACUGGACUUAACCAUCCAGGGGUCCUUUACCUUUGCUUCUGGGUAGACAUAUAUACGAUUGUGCCGUUCAGCUGAUUUUUUUAAAAAUUGGCGUUCUGUCUUUCCAGAGAACCCAGUGAACUGUGGUUCAGUAGCAGGGGCAGACUAUGGGCCUAUAACUGAGGAUUCUCACACCCAGGAAUCUUUUAAGGAAAGCCAUUAGACCAAAUUUAAGCCCAAGAAACUGCCCAAGAUUGUUGAGCACUAGUGAAGAGGUAGAGAACCACCUAAACUCUUUGUUUUCCCUCUGAAAGUUGUUAUCAAAGAGUUAUGUGGCACCGUAAAGACUUAAGAGAUUUGUUAUCGAUAAGCGGUUCUGGGCUGGAGCCCACUUGCUAGUUUUCGAAGUGCCACAGAAUGUAUUUAUCACAGCAUAUUAGAAGUGCAGUUUGGUCUUAACAUUUCCAAAAGCGUUUGUUCUGCUAACGUAAGUUGGCACAUGUCAUGUCUGAAGAACUAAACUUGAUUGAUUAAAAACCUCAUCAUUCUGUGAUCAGCACUGUCACCCGACAGGAAUAACCCUGCAUUUAUUAAAGCUUUGAGGUAUUCCGUGACCCUGAAGUCUGUUCCUUACAAAUGUUUACAGGGGCUGAGUACGCUGCAAAAAUUGAAGGAUGUCAAUCUCGCAGGGAAUUUAAUUGGCAAGAUUGGUAGGUGAUGCUUUUAAAAUGUCGAGUCACGUUUCUGCACAGCUGAAAGUGUAGAGGACAAGUCUUGGGGAGGGAACGUGGGCCGUUUUCUAAAUGAUACUGGGGGAGAAGAGGAAAACUGCUGUGCUCUAGAGCCAUUGAGGCAAAGGCAAGAAGAGACUGGGGACUCUCCAAAGCCCACUCAGCAGUUUCUGCACCGACAUUUGAUGCUAAGACUAAAGAUGGAAUGCAUGCGCCUUUCUUUGUGGGGCAAGGUUCCUGUGGGAAUGUUCAGGGAUGCAGGAGAGGAUAUAUUGUCUGAUUAUAUCCUUAUGCAACUUGUGUUAACAAGUUCCCCAAUUUCAGCAGAGUAACACAUUCCCCUUUAUUUUAAGCUUUGCAACGGCAGCGUUUGCUCAGGCUCGCUAAAGCCUCUGUAAUAACUAUUCUGGUAUUUUCCCCUUAUUCCCUCAUAAAAUAGAAGAGACGACACAGUCGUUUACGAAAGUAUAAAUAAAAAGAGUUUACUCACAUUCUGUUCACAAUCAGAUUCCAGAAGGCAGACUUAGCUUAAUGAAGUAAAAUACACUUGGAAUCUAUCUCUUAAGAAGACAGUCCCUUUGUCCUCUCUUGGCUGGAAGUCACAUGCAGAGGAAGUCUGUCCCAGCCCAGAAGUUUACCUGCUGGCUGGACAAACAUCCCUCCCCAUGUGUAAACAUGUUCGUUCUCGGAAUGUUGUACUUGACUGCUCUUGUGUUUCACAUCCCACAGUUCCAGACCCUCCCGGGAAGUGGAAUAAAGACACAUGAAACAGUAUUUUAGGUUAACGGACAGAAAAGGCCACAACUUUAUUGGUUACAGAAUGUGAGUGGUAUUGGCUUAGGCAUUGGAAACCACAAGACUAUGUCUGACUCCUGCCCAUCUGCAGGAGUGUUGAAAGAGUUGACCAUCUGAAGGCGGAGCCCUGCCGAUGCACAUCAACUAGGAACUCCCCCAGGGUCACCACUAGGGGUCGUGCCAUGGCCCUAGCCCCCCCGUCUGGGGCUUUGGACGGGACCACGCCCCUCAGAUUCCUUUAACGGAAUACCCUUGAAAUAGGAGGGGUGAGUGAUGGCCACUACCUCCCCUCCCCUUCAGCCUAAUACUCCAAUGCCUGACUGCCAAACCUGACAAAAGUUGUGACGAAUUGCUACGAGGUAGGCGAAAAACCAAAUGGCCAGUGCCAAUUUGCCAAGUGGGAAAAAUUCCUGCCAGGCCCCUGUUAAAAAACAGGCGACCAACCGAAGUCCAUAGCAAGGUCAGGAGAUAAAGAGCCUAACCUAAGGGAGGGGCGGGGGGAGAACUGACCGAGCAGGGAGAAAAGGAACAUGUCCUCGGCCGUGGGCACUUUAAAUAACCCGCGCCACGCCCCCGGACCAUUUGGAUUGGACAGCCUUGGGUUGAAGCGGCCGAAGACCAACCAAUGGUGCAGGGGCUAUCGUGCCCCAUGCGCGUGGGGAGGGCUUGCUCCCAGCCCGUAACGUCAUCUCCCCAGGGAUGGGAAAUGGCUUUUGUUUUAGUGUAUAUGGUCUUUAAAGGGCUCUGCGUAAUACUCUUCUGAAUUCUUCUUACCAAAUAUUGCUGGACUCCUGUCUCUCAUCGGCUCUAGUCAAAUUGGCCAGAUGAUGGGAGUUUUAGUUCAACAACACCCAGCUCCCUACCCCUGCCUUAGAAGAAUGUGAAGCUGGCGCAUUCUCUGUCCCAGCGGAAAUAAGUGAGGGAUGUUGUUUCUCAAACUGGAUAUGAAAAGAAAGUUGCAUGCUUCACACUCCUUCUGCUUUGCACCUGUCGGGGCUUCGGAAGUGUCUGUGGGUUGUUCUGCCCUGGUCUUGGUGGCCCCUUGAAGACUCACAACUGCCUUAUGACAUAAGACAUUUUAUGGAUGAGUGUCCACUUUAUAUGGCAAUAUGGUGUGAUCCUCGGCUGCAGGUACUGAGGAGUGCACUUAAAUGCACCCUGUGAACCGCCCUGAGACCUGCAGGUAUAGGGUGGUAUAUGAAUUCCAGAAAUAAAUGAAUCAAAUAAAAAAACACAUCCAAUGUAGAGGAUUCUGGUCCACGAAAGCUUUAUGUAAUAAUUUGUGAGUCUUUAAUCUGCAAUAAGGGACGCGGGUGGCGCUGUGGGUUAAACCACAGAGCCUAGGACUUGCCGAUCAGAAGGUCAGCGGUUCGAAUCCCUGUGACAGGGUGAGCUCCCGUUGCUCGGGCCCUUCUCCUGCCAACCUAGCGGUUUGAAAGCACGUCAAAGUGCAAGCAGAUAAAUAGGUACCACUCCAGCGGGAAGGUAAACGGCAUUUCCGUGCGCUGCUCUGGUUCGCCAGAAGCGGCUUAGUCAUGCUGGCCACAUGACCCGGAAGCUGUACGCCGGCUCCCUCGGCCACUAAAGUGAGAUGAGCGCCGCAACCCCAGAGUCGGUCACGACUGGACCUAAUGGUCAGGCGUCCCUUUACCUUUACCUAAUCUGCAACAAGACUCAUUUGCCAUGCAGCAACAUGGGCAAACACAGCUACUCUUCCCGACGCAGGAUGCGGGAGUCGCACAUACAUCAGGCAUGCACCUGAUACCAAAGUGGCCUGAAUAUAAGCUGCACCUGCAAAUAAACUGCACCUUUAAAAUUAAAGGCUUAUUUCCCAGCACUACAACCCCAAGCCGGUGCCAGGGGAGGCUUGGGAGCAGCGGGCAGGUGGUGCGCCACUGCCCCACGCUCCCAGGCUGCUUCCUUGAGAAGUGGAGAGCCGCGCAGUAAGGUCAUGCAGUAAGGUUGCAAAUAUAAGCAGCACUUUAACUUUUCAGGGCCCGAAUUUGGAAAAAAGUGCAGCUUAUAUUCAGGCCAAUAUGACAGGUAUUGUUCCAGUGCAUCGGCACAGGCCUUUCCGUAGGGCAGAUCCGCACCCUACAGCUAAAGUGCCUCUCUUCUCCCAAAGAAUCCUGGGAACUGUAGUUCCACGCUCACGAAGCUACAGUGCCCAGCAUCCUUGACAGACUACAAUUCCCAGGAUUCUUUGGGGGAAGCCAUUGGUGUGGCAUGUGCUUUAAAUGGAUGGUGUUGAUCUGCCCAUAUUACAAUUGGCUGAGAGUCCUUGGAAUGGAGCUAGGAAGAGAGUGCAGGAACAGGAACAAUCCCUGUCACACGUGACUUUCUUCUUCUUCUUUUUUAGGAUAUCGCUUGGAUCCCAGUGCAAAUAUAGAAAAAUUAAAUCUGUCUGGCAACCGAAUAUCAUCCUUUAAGGUCUGUGCUGGAUUCUGGCAUGGUGCUCAGGCUAAAUCCCUGCCUACUUCAUUUAUUUAUUUAUUUAUGUACUGCAUGUAUGGCAUUUCUGUCCAGCCCCUUCCUCCCGAAAGAGCCCAGGGCAGCAAACAUCAACAUGUUAAAAAAAUAAAAUUUAAACUAAAAAAUAAAAUUUAAACUAAAAAAUAAAAUUUAAACUAAAAAAUAAAAUCUAAACUAAAAUCAAAAGAUAUUUUAGCCGUAAAAAAAAUAAAAUCUACAAAUAUUUUGAGUACCUAAAAACAUUUAAAGGCAAUCGGGUAUCAUCAAGGUUGCUAAUAUUAAGUUUGCCACGGCCACUAUAAAACUACCCUGCACUCCAUAAAACUUAGGGAACAAGCUGUACUACCAAAAUGAUUAAAGUUUUAAAUGACAAUUUUAGGUUAUAUUUUAGUGAUCAAGAUUUAAUAUAUAUUUUUAACUGCUGCUAUAUCUGAAUUGUCUCUGCGAUACCCAAUUACAAUUGAAUGUAUUCCUGUUGUGUUUUAUGAUUUUCCUGAUAUUGUAAGUGAGCUGGAACUGGUCUGUGACCGUAAUAAUAAAAUUCAUUCAUACCCUGCCCUGAGGUCUCACCUGUGGCUCCUAGAAGCUGUCAGCAUGCGAUGGCAACCACACCCCAGGAAAUGUCUCCAACUGGCUGCCUAACCAAGGUGAGGGGAGCUGAUGGAUCUCAAACCCUUGGUGAAUUAGGGAUUUCCCCUACAUGUGAAGACAGGCUCAGGCAGAUUGAGCAGACAAGACCAAUAGCGGGUCCAUCAGUCAAGAAGGCAGUUUCUGCACGUGCUGUAGAGGGAAGUGAGGGGCAGGUGGGGCUCGUCCACCUGGGAAGGGAGCCCAUCUAGGAGAAGGGAAACUCUGAUCCUAAAAUGCCACUGCCUUGUGAGACACCUUCGAGAGAAGAUAGGGCUAAAACGUAAACAUACGCAAAUCCAGAGUGGAGUCCCCAAGACGGUUGGAUGGCGCCUUGUACUUCUGCAGCCAAGGUGGGUGUCAAAUAUCUUGCUCUGCUUUCCUUUGGACCACCUCAGCCAGGCCUUGUCACCUGAGUAGCCCAGGACCUCCAUACACUUCCCAGGCAUGUGUCCAGGGUGUGUCACUUCGCUGCUGCUAACGCAGGGGUUUGACUUCACCCCUGGAGAUGUACUCCAUUGUCUCUCGAGACAGAUGGAUGCCAGUAAUAAUAAUAAUAAUAAUUAAUAAUAAUUUAUUACUUAUACCCCACCCAUCUGGAUGGGUUUCCCCAGCCAUUCUGGGCGGUUUCCAACAAGAAAUAAAAAAUACAUUAAAACAUCAGUCAUUACAAACUUCCCUAAACAGGGCUGCCUUCAGAUGUCUUCUAAACGUCAGAUAGUUGUUUAUUUCUUUGACAUCUGGUGGGAGGGUGUUCCACAGGGCAGGCGCCACCACCGAGAAGGCCCUCUGCCUGGUUCCCUAUAACUUGGCUUCUCGCAGGGAGGGAACCAUCAGAAGGCCCUCGGUGCUGGACCUCAGUGUCAGGACCUUUUCCUCCAGAAGCAUUUUAUUUUAAAAAUCCAAUUUAAAAUUUAAAAAAAUCUAAUUUUAUUGAUUUAUUUUUUUAAAAAACAUUUAUUUUUAUCCACCUUGAUGCUGAAGGUCCCCACCCCCCAAUCCUCUUUCUCCUUCAAGAUUUCUCUGGCAGAUAAAACACAGGGGGCGAGAUCCAACUCAUUGUGACAAAGUGCAAAGACUUCUCUUCCCUCCUGCGACGCCCUAUGCACCACCACCACUGAGCAGAUUUUGUGGGGCUGGAAGCGUGAGAUGGCGUGAGAAGCAGAUUUCUGUCGUGCGAGUGAGUCGGCGUGCUUGGAUCUCGCCCAGAAUAUGGGAUGCGCUAGGAGGCAUACAAUCUUUUUGUCCCCGCUUUUCUCAACAGGAAGUAACCAAUUUGGCCAGGCUGCCUCGUUUAGUCGAUCUCUGCCUGAACGACCCCCAGUAUGACCCCAAUCCGGUUUGCCUUCUUUGCAAUUACGCGACGCACGUCCUGUAUCACAUCCCUCAGCUCCAGAGGCUCGACACGUACGAUGUAUCUUCCAAACAAAUCAAGGAGCUGGCAGAGGUCAGUGGAGACUCCCUCUUGUCUUUAUUACACAUAGGAUCAGCUGGUUGGCAUGUCUGACAGUAAUACAUCUGUGUGAUUUGGGGAGGGGGGAGUUUGCUUUGAUUCACAACGAUAGGCCUUCUAAAAUUCAGCUCUUCCAGUAUGACCAGUGGCAUCAGAGCAGGAUUUUGAGGUGGAGCUCCAGGACCAGUGUGGUAUAGUGGUUAAGAGCAGUAGUCUCGUAAUCUGGUGAAUCGGGUUCGCGUCUCUGUUCCUCCACAUGCAGCUGCUGGGUGACCUUGGGCCAGUCACACUUCUUGAAGUCUCUCAGCCCCACUCACCUCACAGAGUGUUUGUUGCGGGGAAGGAAGGAAAAGGAGAAUGUUAGCCGCUUUGAGACUCCUUAGGGUAGUGAUAAAGCGGGAUAUCAAAUCCAAACUCCUCCUCCUCUUCUUCUAACCAAAACGAGCUGGAGGGACCUCAAACACAGCUGGGCUAGCCUGCCACAUCUGGAAGUAAUAAUGGCCUUGGUCCUGUAUACCUGAAGGAGCGUCUCCACCCCCAUCGUUCAGCCCGGACACUGAGGUCCAGCGCCGAGGGCCUUCUGGCUACCAGACUUUUAGAAGACACCUGAAGGCAGCCCUGUUUGGGGAAGCUUUUAAUGUUUAAUAGACUAUUGUAUUUUGAUAUUCUGUUGGAAGCCACCCAGAGUGACUGGGGAAACCCAGCAACAUGGGCGAGGUCUAAAUAAAUUAUUUUUAUUUUUAUUUUUAUUAUUUAUUAUCUUGGUUGCCAUGGGUGGUUUUUGUGACAUUGUGCAAUGACUGUUCCCUCCACAUUCCCCCCGUUUGGUUUCCCUUUUAUCUUUCAAAGACCAUGGUGAUGAAAAAGGUCAUGUUCUACAACAUGCGCAUCAAGAGCGCCCAGCGGCAGCUUAAUGAGGAGCUCGAGAAGCUAAAAGAGAGGAAGCACAAGCUGCAGAAGCUUCCGGAAGACCGCAUAAAGCAUUUCAGCUACAACAUCAAGAACGUAAGCACGGCCCUUGGCAGCGUCAGCCAAGUGCGUUUGGGUUGGGCCCUGCUUCUGGGACUGGCGGUUUUAGUUGCAGUGAGCUUGGAUUUUAGGUGUGCUCACAUUGCCGCCUUAGAGGGCAGGGGUCUCCCCCCCUGCAUCCCAGCCAUGCAUUCCACAGACCUCCCCCCACCCCCGUUCAGGUCAGCAUGGCUUCAGUUAAGUUUCUGUUUGUGUGCACCCCAGGGAGAAGUGACAGAGCAGGGGCUGCCUUUAACCUGUGCAAAGCUGUUUGUGCUGGUUAGAAAUUUUAGGACUCCCAAGUGGUGUGACACUGGUUUGAGAAACCAGUAUCCAACAGUACAGUGGACGCUUGGGUUGUGAACGUGAUCCGUGCGGGAGGCACUUUCACAACCUGCAGUGCCGCAUCUGUGCAUGCAUGGGUUGCAAUUCGGCAUUUCUGUGCAUGCGCAAAGCGCGAUUUAGUGGUUCUGCGCAUGCGCGAGCGCCAAAACCUGGAAGUAACCUGUUCUGGUACUUCCAGGUUUCAGCGCGUUCAUACCCCGAAAAUGCGCAACCUGAAGCAUCUGUAACCCGAGGUAUGACUGUAUCUACAAAGUUUUGGGUCAUGUUGUGAGAUUGUGAGAUUGAAAACCCGGCACUGGAAAUGCAGUUGAUUGCACAGUAAACAGAAGUGUGAGCACAGAUUUUGUCUCCAAUUGGCUCUGACCCUGUCAGUUCCUGCCUAGUUGUUAGGGCGGCUGAACAAAAGCAUCACCCACCCACCCUAGAAUGAACAUUUGAGCCACUCCCCUGAAAUUUCCCCACCUUUUCUCCAAUACGAAGGCCAUCUCAAAGAGAUGGGCUUUGUGGUUCUUCUGAAAGCUGCUCAGUCUUUGGGCUUGGGAAAUCAAAGGCCAAACUGCAUAUUAUGAUAAGCACACUCUCUUUUUUUAAAAGAAGCGUGCUUAGCAUUGGCCACCUGAUAGUUCUGGAAAAAACCAGCCAGCGGGGGCCCCAAUCCAGAAGAAAACAACAGUGCAAGAAGGAGGCAAUGUUAACUCUUUCCUUCCAACACUUUCCCCCACAGAUCUCUCCUCCCCCCCCCACCUCCAAUUUGCUAUUUGCUCUCAAAGGUACUGCUUGUUUCAGAGAGAAAGGAAGAGCAGACUUUUCAAUGGGAUAAUUUUGUGGAGAUGUGUGUUUUGCUCCCAAACUGGGUUGAGCCAAUGUGUAGUUGCUGCUUCUGAAAGAAAACAAACAAACACUGAAGUGUUCAGUGCUUUGUAGGGUUUUAAAUGAAAUAAAAUAAAGGACAUGCUUAAUGUAAAGCAUAAAGGUAAACGGACCGCUGACCAUUAGGUCCAGUCGUGACCAACUCUGGGGUUGUGGCGCUCGCUUUAUUGGCUGAGGGAGCCAGCGUCCAGCUUCCGGGUCAGGUGGUCAGCAUGACUAAGCCCCUUCUGGCAAACCAGAGCAGUGCACGGAAACGCUGUUUACCUUCUUGCUGAGUGGUACCUAUUUAUCUACUUGCACUUUGAGGUGCUUUCGAACUGAUAGGUUGGCAGGAGCAGGGACCGAGCAACGGGAGCUCACCCCGUCACGGGGAUUUGAACCGCCAACCUUCUGAUCAGCAAGUCCUAGGCUCUGUGGUUUAAUCCACAGCGCCACCCGCGUCCUUAAACCAUAAAACAUAGUGCAGCCCUCAAGACUGCAGCGUUUUCAUGUACUUCUUUUCAUCGUUUCCUUUUCCAACAGCUGGAACGUGAACUGGUGGAACUGCAGGCCUCUGGCAAGAUACAGGCGAGCAAAGCUAUUUCGAGCCAAAACUUAGGCUGCGAAAAAUCCGAUGAGGAAGCUGAGAGUCCAGAUGAGGCCUCAGAGGAAUCGAGCCUUGAGCAGUGGUUUCUGCAUAAACUGGAGGCCCUCAAAAGAAGAGUGAAUUUCUGGAGCAAAAAGCUAGAGGAGUACGUGCGUUUCAGGAAAUGUUCAAGGGCUGUUUGAGUAGGCUUUGGGUUUGGAGGUCUUGUGCUCACUGCCCACACCUGGGGUGAAAUGCACAAUGGGGUUUCUCUUCCUCCUUAAUCCUCCCUCAGCUCCUCCUUCACUUUUCUUGCCUCUUAUGAAAUGGCUCCAAGCAUUAUGCAAAUCUGCGUGUCAUCUAAAAACACAACUAACCACCGAGCAUUAAAAACUUUCCUAUACAGGGCUCCCUUCAGAUGUAUUCUAAAAGUCAGAUAGUUGUUUAUUUCCUUGACAUCUGAUGGGAGCACGUUCCACGGGGUGUGUGCCACUACCGAGAAGGCCCUCUGCCUGGUUCCCUGUAACUUCGCUUCUCACAAUGAGGGAACCACCAGAAGACCCUCGGAGCUGGACCUCAAUGUACUGGGCUGGAUGAUGCGGGUAGAGACGCUCCUUCUGGUUGUUGUUUAGUUGUGUCCGACUCUUCGUGACUCCAUGUACCAGAGCACGCCAGGCACUCCUGUCUUCCACUGCCUCCCGCAGUUUGGUCAAACUCAUGCUGGUAGCUUCGAGAACACUGUCCAACCAUCUCAUCCUCUGUCUUCCCCUUCUCCUUGCGUCCUCCAUCUUUCCCAACAUUAGGGUCUUUUCCAGGGAGUUUUCUCUUCUCAUGAGGUGGCCAAAGUAUUGGAGCCUCAACUUCAGGAUCUGUCCUUCAUUGAGCCCUCAGGGCUGAUUUCCUUCAGAAUGGAGAGGUUUGAUCUUCUUGCAGUCCAUGGGACUCUCAAGAGUCUCCUCCAGCACCAUAAUUCAAAAGCUCCUUCAGGUAUACAGGGCCAAAGCCAUUUAGGGCUUUAAAGGUCAGCACCAACACUUUGAAUGGUUCUCAGAAAUUUACCAGGAGCCAAUGUAGAUCUUUUAGGACCAGCAGGUAUUUAUUGUGGUCCUUCCAACCAAGACAGAUCCUGCUCUUUUUGUUGCAGAGUUGAAGCCGUGUAUCAGGGAGAAGUCAAGAAGAAGAAGAAAGCCAGUAGUUUGGCUGUGCAGUUUUUGCUGACUGAACUGGAAACAGUGGGAAACACCCGUUUUGAAGAGGGCUCCCCCAGCGAUGCCUGGUACAGCUGUUUUGAGAUACUGUAUUUUGAAACCUUGAUAUAUAUUUUUGAAAGGUUAAUUCUUACACCUCUUCUUAUUUCCACAGAAGUCUCUAAGUACACACAGAGAAGAUAAAGUAAUUUAAACAUCUAGAAACACUCAAAAACAAUUCUGUUCCAGAUGGGAGGAAUAGACAGAAUGAACCACAAAGCCCACAUUCUUAAUUCGUUCAUUUUUAUUUCUGUUUGUGAAAUGGCUUCCUACAAAGCUUCUUAAAACGACAAUCAGAAAUCUAUAAAAAUAAAUUAAGAUACAUCAAAAUGCAGCACAAUUACAGCAUAUCACAAAACAACGCAUAAUUCAGUCAUCAAAGCCAUUCACUAAUCUGUCUCAAUCUGUUCCAACGUUAAUUUGCAAUUUCAUUCAGUAUUUUCUCUUCCGUUGCAAUUGGCUUAUUGUGCACAAGUCUUUCUUCUGUUUUGCCAUCCAUUGACAUACAAACUGACAUUUUUAAAAAUUUGUAUUACAGUGCACAAUUGAUGCACAUACCUCAGCCAUCAACAGUCUCAAAGUCCUGUUUUCUUAAACACAGGUUUAAUUCCUGCUAUGAAUUGAUUCUAUCCCGAUUUUGCGCCUUGGACUUCAAAACCCAUGGCAUCACAGGAGUGAAAGUGAAUCGCGUCAUUCGGGUGCACAACCGGAUUCUGAGGCUGAAAUUUGAAGAGAAGUUUCAACACUUUCUGGACAAAGAAGAUUUAAAUGAGUUCUUGUAAGUGCGUUUUCCUUUUUCUUUUAAUUACAGAUGAGUAAGACAGCAGGAUAGCAAAUUCUGGCCAAAGGUGAGGUGCCCUUGUUAUAACCAGAGUUUUAAAACCGGAGUUCAAAGUUGGUCUGCAUCCUUUGGCUACAGAGAAACCUGGUUAGCAGGGAAAGGAGUAAGCAUCCCCGCAUGCAAAUUUCCUGCUCAAAACAGUCCCUUGUCAAAGCUGUUUUUCUUUUAUUAUUUUUUGUGUUUUGCUUUUAUUAUUUUUAUUAUUACAGAUUUUCUUGAUUUACAAAAGUGUGUGCAAUGUCUCUCUCGUGUUUUUUCCCCAUGUAACAUUUUUACAAAUCAGUUUCAUUUGUUGAGACAUUAGGAAGAAAAGGAGGAAAGAGUGGCGAUGUUUCUAUUUUACUUAAUAUUUGUGCGGUUUUGUGUCAGUGUUGCUUGUGCAGGUUCUUUGCUGUUCACUUGUGUUCCUUUGGUGGUGAGAGAGGUUGGGGUUGGCCUAGGGUGUGGUUAUUCAUUUGUCGUUGGCUGUUGUGGUCUUUGUUUUCAUGUGUGAGUGGGGUGGAUGAACACCCACAGUGUUAAUGCUUUGUCACAUGUCGGGUUUCAACAAGAUGAGUAGCGUUUCGCCAGCCACUAUUGGCCAUGGUAAUUUAGCUGGCGGCAUCUCCAGCUUCAGAUGCAAUAAACCUUUGAGUACCAGAAGCUGGGGACAAACAAGGGAGAGGGUAGGUAAAGUUAAAGGUAAAGUAACCUAGACGGUUAAGUCCAGUCAAAGGCAACUAUGGGGUUGCGGCACUCAUCUCACUUCUCAAGCCAAGGGAGCUGGCAUCUGUCAGCAGACAGCUUUUCUGGGUCAUGUGGCCAGCAUGACUAAGCCGCUGCUGGCGCAACAAGACACUGUGAAGGAAACCAGAGCACAUGGAAACGCCGUUUACCUUCCCGCCACAGCGGUACCUAUUUAUCUACUUGCACUGGUGUGCUUUUGAACUGCUAGGUUGGCAGGAGCUGGGACAGAGCAACGGGAGCUCACCCCAUCACAGGGUCUGGAACCGCCGACCUUCCGAUCGGCAAGAGGCUCAGUGGUUUAGACCACAGCUGGAGACAGGAGAGUGGGGGAGGUUGUCUCAUGAGCAGGCGCUUUAGCAGCAAGCUCCACAUCUCAUGCCUCUUUGCCCCUCUCUUUUAAAACUUUGUUUUCAAAAAGUAUGUUGGUUGCAAGUGCAAUGCUGCUGGGACACUAUCCACCUUCUUUGUUAAUUUCCCGAAAGCAUUCAUUUUAUAUGCAAAUCAUAUGCAAACUUGUGUGGUGUGCCCGGUACCCCGAGACAUUUAACGCCCCUGAGCAUUCUUGCGCCCAGUACUAGAGGUGUUCUUCCCUCCCCCUCUUAUUCCCACCUUCCCAAUCUAGAAACUACAGGAAGAUGCUGGAAUAUCUCUUCUAUGUAUCUCCCCCAGACGUACCCUUGAAGAAACAGCAGUUGGUUCAAAUCCUAGAGGACGGCUUCCAGGAAGUAAAAAAGGUAACCGGAAGUUUAUUUUAUUUUUAUUUUUUAAAAUAGUUUUUAUUUGAUUUUACAAGUAUAUAACAGCAGCAGCAGCAGCAGCAACUUAUUAUUUAUUCCUCGCCCAUUCACAUCCACAUUUACAGAUUCCUCCGAAUCUCUGGACUUCCCACCUCCCCUCCAUGUGUCCUUUUAAUUAAACCUUUUCUGCUGCAUCUUUCCCAAUAAUCUAUAUUUUAUAUAAUAUCACUGUCUCCAUAGUGCUUGCUACAUUACAAGUGUUACUGCAAUCCUGCUAAGGUUGGCAUCUGCUUACAGUGGUCUCCAAGAUAAAUUAUAGUUCUUUCCCCAUUCUUUAUUAAAGUUUGGUCUUCUUGGUAACUGGAAGUUUAAAUGGAGACCUCUUGUGUCUCUCUGGCUUCGUUUGGUCUGAAUUAGCGUCUUCAUCUUCAGAAAAGUUCCACAGUACAGCCUUCUACAGAGUGUACCACUUCAUCAUGCAAGGGAGCCUUCGGAUUGAAGUCUACUUUUUAUUUCUUAGGGAAAAAAGAAACAAAAUGCCUCCAGUCAGUGGUGGAGCUUCAUGCUCCGGCACCGGGGGGCGGAGAGCAGGCAGGGUGGGGCUGGCACGUGUCCUGGGGGCAUGGCACUCAGUGUGGGCAGGGGGGCAGCCACAAUGACACCCCACCGGUAUUGCGCUGCCGGGGGCGGUGCGCUUCCCCUGCACUCCUCUUCCUCUGCCAGUGCCUCCACUGAAGUCAACGCUGGCCUACUCAGGAGGCGAGGUGAGGUGGUUGCCCCAGGCAGCAGAUCCAGCCUCCUCUGCCGCCAAUCACUGCCAGUGUGUCUGUCUCCUUCACUCUCGGAGGCCCCCUGACACUCCUGCCUCCUCUGUAGCUGGUUCAAGCGAAGGCAGCAGCCGUGACAGGGGGCUGGCAUUUUCUGUCUCGCCUGAAGUGGCAAAGUGUCCUGGGCUGGCCCAGCCUGAUGUUCCCAUUUUCUAGAAUGCUGUUAGUACUUGUACUGUAUUUGUAGAAAAUGCAUUUUAUAAAGAAUAAAUUGUACCGGGGGGGAAAGAAAACCUAUGCAAUGGAAUGGAGUGUAACGGCUGCAAAAUGUUGGGACUCCAGUUUAAGGUCACAGUAACGCUGAAUCAUUGCCUUUGUUAACUCCCUUUUAAAAGUGAGCAUGUCUGUGUCUUAGUUAGUGGUAGGAAGGUUGGGACUUGCCAUUGUUUUUCCGACUGUGGAGACUCCAAGAACCCGCCACCCAGAGGAGUUGGAGAGGACAGACAAGCUACAAUUUAUGGAUUGCUUCAGUGGAGUUUUAGAAGCAAGAAGGCCCUCUUUUGGGCUCAGGAGAGUGAAGUGCAUUGCACUGGACUUAGUACUUAUGUAUGAUACUGCUGGAUCAUAAAGAAGGCUGAUCGCCGAAGAAUUGAUGCUUUUGAAUUCUGGUGCUGGAGAAGACUCUUGAGAGUCCCAUGGACUGCAAGAAGAUCAAACCUAUCCAUUCUGAAGGAAAUCAGCCCUGAGUGCUCACUGGAAGGACAGAUCCUGAAGCUGAGGCUCCAAUACUUAUGAGAAGAGAAGACUCCCUGGAAAAGACCCUGAUGUUGGGAAAGAUGGAGGGCACAAGGAGAAGGGGACGACAGAGGACAAGAAGGUUGGAUAGUGUUCUCGAAGCUACCAGCAUGAGUUUGACCAAACUGCAGGAGGCAGUGGAAGACAGGAGUGCCUGGUGUGCUCUGGUCCAUGGGGUCACGAAGAGUCGGACACGACUAAACGGCUAAACAACAAUGACAACGAUACUGCUUGCAGUAGUUGCCACCUUGCAAGCAAAGAGUUGUCUUCAAAGUCUUGAGUGCGGAGUCUACUUCAUCUUCUUCAAGGGUGAAACCGCUUCGUCACUCUGCAUGACUCAGAAAAAUAGCCAACAGAGAUAAGGGAGAGCUGAGCUGGAAAUGUUUUGCUUAGCAUGGCAGCUUUCCAUGGGAAGGAAGGGGUUUGUUGUAGUUAAAUGUUGGGAGAGCAUUUAAGGGUCAGUCUGAUCUGCCUACUCAGGCUUGCUUUGUUGCUCUUUGCAGCCUGGAAGCGAAGGAGGCGUCCAGCUCUCCAACAGUCUCAGUAUCUGCGAAUGUCCAAGAAUUGAAUAUUUGCAAAAGCAAGCCAGAAGCAAGGGGGACUCCGAGGAUACAUUCAGGCGUGGUAAAUAUAGAGAGGUUGCUCUAAGCACCCAUGAAUAAUUUUUAGAGCCCUCGUCACAUAAAAAAAGCCUUUUCAGCUGGAAAAGCCGCAGAGGCCUUGCAAUAAAUGCAGCGGGUUGUGACGAGAGGGACAGAGCCUUGGGUGCUAGCGGGGUGGUCCAGCAAGAUGUGAAGUUUUAAGGCCAUGCUUUCUGCUAGUGGAAGUGGGGGUGUUCACAAUAAUAGUAAUAAAGGUAAAGGUACCCCUGCCCGUUCAGGCCAGUCGUGUCUGACUCUAGGGUUGCGUGCUCAUCUCGCUCUAGAGGCCGUGAGCCGGCGCCGUCCGAAGACACUUCCAGGUCACGUGGCCAGCGUGACGAAGCUGCGUCUGGCGAGCCAGCACCAGCGCAGCACACGGAAACGCCGUUUACGUUCCCGCUUUAAAGCGGUCCCUAUUUAUCUACUUGCACUUAAGAGUGCUUUCGAACUGCUAGGUGGGCAGGAGCUGGGACCGAACGACGGGAGCUCACCCCGCUGCGGGGAUUCGAACCGCCGACCAUACGAUCGGCAAGUCCUAGGCACUGAGGUUUUACCCACAGCGCCACCCGAGUCAAUAAUAAUAAUAAUAAUAAUAAUAAUAAUAAUAAUAAUUUAUUUAUACCCCGCCCUUCCCGGUUCAGAAAACCAGGCUCAGGGCAGCUAACAACAAAUUUAAAAUACUUAAUUGAUGCAACAAAAAACAGCAUAAAACGUGAAUAACCAUAAAUUCAAAAAUCAAUUUAGGGGGAAAAUGCAUCCAAUAAACAUUAGAUAAUAACCAGGGCUAGCUGGCUAAAUUAGUCCUUUUUGGGCCAGCGAGAAGACCAGGGGAGAAUUAGCUGUGGGAUCCCAGAGUGGGUAAUCUUCAUAAAAAGGGGAGGGGGAGGGAAGGAAGGGGAAUAAAAGAUCAGGCUAAGUUCAAAUUGAAAACCAGGCAGAAUAGCUCUGUCUUACAGGCCCUGCGGAAGGAAAUUAAAUCCUGCAGGGCCCUGGUCUCAUGGGACAGAGCAUUCCACCAGGUGGGAGUCAUCCUGUCCCUGGUGGAGGAUAAUCUGACUUCCUUAGGGCCCUGGACCUCUAUGAUUAUUCAUGGACCUUAAGGUCCUCUGCGGGGCAGACCAGUCGUAGAUGAGACUGGAAGCCAAAUAAUAUUGCUGUGACAAAGUGAGGAACUGUCAGAGAGGAAAGCAGCUUGCACUGGAGACAAAGAAGAAAUUCAUUCAGUCUGGGGUUUUUUUAUGCAGACCUGUAGCUCAGCUGGUUAGAGCAUGGUGCUGAUCAUGCCCAAGGUUGCAGGUUCGAUCCCUGUAUGGGGCAGCUGCAUAGUCUUGCAUUGCAGGGGGUGGACUGGAUGAUCGUCAAGAGACCCAACUUCUGCGAUUCUAUGAUUAUACCAAAUUCACCCUUCUCAUACCAAUGCUUCAAAAUCUGUUUCAAAAUCCAUACAUCCAUCAAAGGCUGCUAUGCAGUUUUCCAACGAAUGAAUGCAAAAAUGGUUAUAUUAUUUAUUUGACGCGGGUGGCGCUGUGAGUUAAACCACAGAGCCUAGGACUUGCCGAUCAGAAGGUCGGCGGUUCGAAUCCCCACAACAGGGUGAGCUCCCGUCGCACGGUCCCUGCUCCUGCCAACCUAGCAGUUCGAAAGCACACCAAAAAGUGCAAGUAGAGAAAUAGGUACCGCUCCGGCAGGAAGGUAAAUGGCGUUUCCAUGCGCUGCUCUGGUUCACCAGGAGUGGCUUAGUCAUGCUGGCCACAUGACCCGGAAGCUGUACACCAGCUCCCUUGGCCAGUUAAGCGAGAUGAGCGCCGCAACCCCAGAGUCGGUCACGACUGGACCUAAUGGUCAGGGGUCCCUUUACCUUUUAUAUUUAGUUAGUUAGUUAGCUAUUUAUAUAAGCCAUUUUUAAUUCCUCUUGUUCAGCUGAAAAAGCUUUCAGAGUGGUGGGCAAAUCACUUAUUUAUUUAUUUUUAACGUACACCAAAAAUACACACGCUAGUGAGAACAACAUGCAAAAAUGUGUUCUGCAAGGGGGGAAAUUCGGCAUUUUGUAGGACAGCGAGUUGGGGCGCCUCCAAAGGAAAAUAUUGACACCCACUUCACCUCUGUUUGGAUGGCACCCAGGGGAAUGACCUCUGAUGAUGUCCUUAAUGAGUGGGCAGAUCCGGGGAAAAUUGGUCACCCAUUCUGUUUGCGGCUUGGUUAAUUUUGCUUCCGUCGUUUGGGACUCUGGGGUUUUGAUGCCUUGUGUUCUUGUAAGCGAGACGUUCUCUUCUCUUCUCCUUUCUCAGGGAAACUCAUCGUUGCAAAAGUCUUCCUUGGACACAGCGCCCCGGCUCACGAUGGAGAGCCAAUCGUCCAGGCCAGCUAUCCCAACAUCAAUUCCGUCUACAGGUCUGGCAAGUCCUCCCAGAACAGCCCCUGUAGUACAGACAGCAGUGGGGCUGUGGACCAGCAAGAGAAACCCAAGUGUAAGUUAGUGUCUCCAACUGGAGUUGGUCAUAUCAUACUCCUGGGAUUUCAUUGGGGAAAUUUGAUCCUGGGAUUUUUAUUAUUUUUAAAAAUGUAACAGUACCCAAUUUGUUGUUUAGUCGUUUAGUCGUGUCCGACUCUUCGUGACCCCAUGGACCAGAGCACGCCAGGCACUCCUGUCUUCCACUGCCUCCCGCAGUUUGGUCAGACUCAUGCUGUCCCACCAUCUCGUCCUCUGUCGUCCCCUUCUCCUUGUGCCCUCCAUCUUUCCCAGCAUCAGGGUCUUUUCCAGGGAGUCUUCUCUUCUCAUGAGGUGGCCAAAGUAUUGGAGCCUCAGCUUCAGGAUCUGUCCUUCUAGUGAGCACUCAGGGCUGAUUUCCUUCAGAAUGGAUAGGUUUGAUCUUCUUGCAGUCCAUGGGACUCUCAAGAGUCUCCUCCAGCAUCAUAAUUCAAAAGCAUCAAUUCUUUGGCGAUCAGCCUUCUUGAUGGUCCAGCUCUCACUUCCAUACAUCACUACUGGGAAAACCAUAGCUUUAACUAUACGGACCUUUGUUGGCAAGGUGAUGUCUCGGGUCCUUAUAUGGAAUCGACAAUAUAUAACCACCUAGGUGUGAUGUACCCCAACAACCAAACAUAAAUGAAAGGACAAUGCACAGUAGUACAAGUAAGGAGAUCAUAGGAUUAAGGGACCCUCAGGGGUCAUCAAGCCCAACCCGCUGCAAUGCAGGAAUCUCAACCAAACCAUCCAGGGCAGAUAGCUACCCAACCUCUAUUUUAAAACCUCCAAGGUGUGGGAUGUGAAACACAAGAGCACUCAAGUACAACAUUCCUAGAGUGAACAUGUUUACACAUGGGGAGGAAUGUUUGCCCAGCCAGCAGGUAAACUUCCUGUUUCCUUCUGAGCUGGGACAGACUUCCUCUGCAUGUGACUAGAGGUGGGCGUGGCCUCACCUGUGCAGGUAACAACAAAAGCACAGGGCAGGGCAGCCAUCUCUCUUUUUUUCACCACAUGCAUCGAAGAAGCAACAUCUGCUUAGCCAAAGAUGCCCUCUUGGCUUCCAGCCAAGAGAGGACAAAGGGACUGUCUUCUUAAGGGAUAGUUUCCAAGUGUAUGUUACUUUUCUAAGCUAAGUCUGCCUUCUGGGAUCCUAUUGUGAACAGAAUGAUAUGUGAGUAAACUCUUUUUAUACUUUUGUAGAAGACUGUGUCAUGUCUUAUCUUUUAUGAGGGAAUAAGGGGAAAAUAACAGAACAGUUAUUAUAGAGGCUUUAGCAAGCCUGAGCAAACGCAUCCGCUGCAAGUUUAAAAAGGGGGAUGUUAUUCUGCUAAAUUGUGGAACUUGUUAACACAAGUUGGAAAAGGAUAUAAUCAGACAAUAUAUCCUCUCCUGCAUCCCUGAACAUUCCCACACAAGGAAGGAGAAUCCACCACCUCCAGAAGGAGUCCUUUCCACUGGCGAACAGCUCUUACUGUCAGAAAGUUAUUCCUUUCUUAUAACUUGAAUCCAUUGGUUUGGAUCCUACCCUCCAGAGCAGGAGAAAACAAGCUUGCUCCAUCUUGCAUGUGACAGCCCUUGAGACAUUUGAAGAUGGCUGUUGUAUCUCCUCUUAGCCUCCUCUUUUCCAGGCUAAACAUACCCAGCUCCUUCAACCGUUCCUCAUCAGGCUUGGUUUCCAGACCAUGGAUCAUCUUGGCUGCCGUCCUCUGCACACGUUCCAGCUUGUUAACAUCCUUCUUAAAUUGGGGUUCCCUGAAUUGGACACAGUGUUCUAGGUGUGGUCUGACCAAGGCAGAAUAGAGUGUUGCUAUGACUUCCCUGGGACGCGGGUGGCGCUGUGGGUAAAACCUCAGUGCCUAGGACUUGCUGAUCGCAAGGUUGGCAGUUCGAAUCCCUGCGGCGGGGUGAGCUCCCGCCGUUCGAAAGCACCCCUAAGUGCAAGUAGAUAAAUAGGUACCGCUUUAUAGCGGGAAGGUAAACGGCAUUUCCGUGUGUGGCGCUGGUGCUGGCUCGCCAGAUGCCGCUUAGUCACGCUGGCCACGUGACCCAGAAGUGUCUCCGGACAGCGCUGGCACCCGGCCUCUUGAGCGAGAUGAGCGUGCAACCCUAGAGUCGGACACGACUGGCCCGUACGGGCAGGGGUACCUUUACCUUUACCUUUUAUGACUUCCCUUGAUCUGGACACUAGACUUCCAUGGAUGCAGCCUAGAAUAGCAUUAGCUUUUUUGCUGCUGCAUCACACUGUUGACUCAUGUUAAGCUUGUGGUCCUUUUCGCAUGUACUACCAGUAAACCAGGUGUGUGGUAAUCUGUCAGAGGUUAUUUAGCUGAGAUUCUUGCAUUGCAGGGGUUGGACCAGAUGACUCUUUGUGUCCCUUCCCACUCUACAAUUCUGUGAUAUGCAGUUCUUGCAGAACGACCGGUUAUAGAUGUGUUUUGACCAUUCAGUCUGUUUCAGAUACGUCCCAAUUAGUUCUAAGUCAUUUGGAAAGCUUUUGUAAGCUAUUUGGACACCCACCCACACCCCGCAAAAAAUGGAAGUCUCCAUUUGUCUGAGGACUCCGGUACAGAGGGCGAGAGAGUGCCUAGAAAAAGCUCAGGAGAGAGCAGAUAUUUCCACUCACCCACUGCUACCAGAUGGGACGUGGGUGGUGCUGUGGGUUAAACCACAGAGCCUAGGACUUGCCAAUCAGAAGGUUGGCGGUUUGAAUCCCCGCGAUGGGGUGAGUUCCCGUUGCUUGGUCCCUGCUCCUGCCAACCUAGCAGUUCGAAAGCACACCAAAAAGUGCAAGUAGAUAAAUAGGUACUGCUCUGGCAGGAAGGGAAAUGGCAUUUCCGUGUGCUGCUCUGGUUCGCCAGAAGCGGCUUAGUCAUGCUGGCCACAUAACCCGGAAGCUGUACGCCGGCUCCCUCGGCCAAUAAAGCAAGAUGAGCGCCGCAACCCCAGAGUCGGUCACGACUGGACCUAAUGGUCAGGGGUCCCUUUAUCUUUGCCUUUACUGCUACCGGAAGAAAAUAGCAAGGCAGCGAGUAGCCACUAGAGGGAGAUCCAGCCUCACACAUGAAGCCUCUGCAUUUAUUUGAAACCUUUGCAUUCUUUUUCUGCUUUGGGGUGCUCCAAAAGCCGUGAUCUGCCCUAGUACAGAGAAAGCGGGAAGAUGGAAGUAAGCGCCACAUCUGUGCUUGGGAUGGGUGGCUCACAGCGAUGGUAGCGACGUUCUGCCUCCGCUGUCGGAGGAGAUAUGCCUCUGAAUAUGAGCCACAGGGAAUCCCAAGUGGGGCAAAAGGGCUGUUGUGCCUGGGCUUCCCUUGCACGCUUCCCAUGGGCAUUUGGCUGGUGAAUAUUAGAAUAAGGUUACCAGAUUUUUUUCAAUGAAUCCAGGGACACUUGUCAACUUCAGUAGGAAGGAUAGGAUUUUGCCAGGGGACUGAUUUGUAAAUCCGGGGACCGUCCCCGGGAAACUGGGACGUCUGGUAACCUUAUUUAGAACGAAUUGCUGGACUAGAUGGGCCUUUGUCCUGUUCCAGCAGGGCUCUUGUGACAAGUGCUGACCCUCCUGGGGCAGCCUGGAUAGCUAGGUUGCCUAGAGCAUGGUGCUGAUGUUGCCAAGGUUGCAGGUUCGAUCCCCACACGGGGCAGCUGUAUAUUCCUGUAUUGCAGGGGGUUGGACUGGACUCUACGAUUCUAUUUUUCUCGAAAGCAUACGUGGGAUGGGGUGUGGGGGGUGUUAAGGGAGGGGUAGUACCUCUGGUGGGAGACAUGUUGUAUAGUUUUUCCAUCUUUGGUCUCUGCCCUGCACUCAGCUCCCAGAAGCUGUCAGCAUGUGGCAGCAGCCACACCCCAGGAAAUGGCUUCGAUUGGUCUUAAAUCCUCAGUGAGUUAGGGGCUUCCCCUGCAUGCAAAGACAGGCUGCAAUGGGCAACGGGAAAACAGGCCUUCUCCGCAGUGGCUCCCCAUUUGUGGGAUGCUCUCCCCAGGAAGACUCACCUGGCACCUUCAUUAUACACCUUUAGGCUCCAGGUGGAAACCUUACUCUUCCACCAGGCCUUUGGCUGAUUAACGCUCUACAGCCUUUCUAAAUGUUUCUGCAGGAAGGGAGGUGGGUAGGUUACUGUUUUUGCUGCUUUGUUUUUAACAAGAUGUAACCGGCUGUGUUCUUAAUAAAUAAGGUAUACUUUUUAUUGUAUCAAAUUUCAACAGAAGUAACUCAUAAAGUUCAACAACCAAACAAAGCAGAAGACCCAGUGGAUCAGAUCAGAACUUAAAACCUUCUUUGUUGUUAAACUCUUUUACCUGCAGAGCAUAUUUGCAGGAGUUACAGUGCCCACAUUUAAAGAAACCACGUGGAGGACCAGACAACGUACGUUGUAUGGGUGUUGGUUUUAAAUCCAUAUGCACCAAUAUAUCUUUUAGUGACUUAGUGCGUCGUUUGGCAAAAAGGGGGGUAUAAUCACACUUAGUUCUUUAACUACUGAAGAAGCCCAGGAUGGCAAAACAAGGAAAAUAUUCUGGAAAUCCUUGUCUAGACUCUGUGAAAGGAUUUUGUGGAACUGUAACAACCUUUCAUGUUUGGACUUUAUGAACAGACAGGUGGAAUAGACACCAUUACACGGGUGGACCUUAUGCAUGAACUGACUAGAAAAUGAUCUGAUCCACUGGGUCUUCUGCUUUGUUUGGUUGUUGAACUUUAUGAGUUACAGUGGUACCUCGGGUUGAGAACUUAAUUCGUUCUGGAGGUCCGUUCUUAACCUGAAACUGUUCUUAACCUGAAGCACCACUUUAACUAAUGGGGCCUCCUGCUGCCGCUGCGCCACCGCUGCACAAUUUCUGUUUUCAUCCUAAAGCAAAGUUCUUAACUCGAGGUAAUAUUUCUGGGUUAGCGGAGUCUGUAACCUGAAGCAUAUGUACCCGAGGUACCACUGUAUAUCAUAUUUAUCUAAGAACACAGUCGGUUACUUCUCGUGUGUUUAUUGAGGAUGCUUUACAUGACCAUAGGUUUGUUUGUUGUUGCUUUGUUUUUAACGACUUCCUCAUUUUCAUCCUGUCUUUUAUUCGGUGAACCGUCCUGAGAUCUUACAACGAAGGGCGGCAUAUCAAUCUAAUAAACAAUGAGAAGGUGGUUUCUGCACAUGCUGUGCAGGGGCAAAUAGGGUCUGUCCACCCAGGGAGGCAGCUCAUCUAAGUGGAGAAAAACUCUGGUCCCAAACCUCUGCUGUUGUGUGGGGCAGAGGUCUACUGAUGGCUUCUAGCUAUGGUGGAGCUGGAGGCAGCUGGAAACCACAGGAUAGUAUUGGUCUUGGGCUCAGGAACUUUUCUUGUGGGUUUCCCCUUGGCACCUGGUUGGCCACUGUGAGAAGAGGAUGCUGGACUAGGUGGGCCAUUGGCCUGAUCCUGCGGGCUCUCCUUCUCUCCUCUCUUUCUUAUUUUCCUUCUGGAAAUGUCUCCUGUUCUUACAAUUUCAAAACUUCAGUAACCGGAGGGGUGGGGAAUCUGUAAGAGAAUCCGCCAUUCCUGUUCUUGCCUUUCAGCUUCAGAAGUCUGCUCUUCCCUGGACUACAAGAACUGCGACUGCAACCUGCGACAGUGCGAGUGGUUUGUGUUCGAUCACGAACUGGUUCUGCCUGAGUACAUCGUGGAAUUUGAGUACAUCACAUUGGUACGCGCUUCCUGCUCCCUAGCAAUGCGUUCAGCGCGGAGGGGCUAGUGUAAAGAUCCCCUUUGCAAAUGUGCCUGGGCUUGCCGAUCAGAAGUCGGCGGUUCAAGUCCCUGCGACGGGGUGAUCUCCCGUUGCUUGGUCCCAGCUCCUGCCAACCUAGCAGUUCGAAAGCACACCAGUGCAAGUAGAUAAAUAGGUACCACUGCGGUGGGAAGGGAAAUGGCAUUUCCGUGCACUCUGACUUCCAUCACGGUGUCCCGUUGCAUCAGAAGCAGUUUAGUCCUGCUGGCCACAUGACCCGGAAAGCUGUCUGUGGACAAACACCGGCUCCCUAGGCCUGAUGCGAGAUGAGCGCCACUCCCCAUAGUCACCUUGGACUGGACUUAACUGCCCAGGGGUCCUUUACCAUUUUUAACUUUUACCUACAGAGUUAUCAUGCAUCCUGAGAAGCUGCAGCCAUUUAGUCAGGGCCGGCCCAUUCAUGAGGCAAGGUAACCUGGCUGCCUCAGGCGCUAGCAUCUACGGGGCAGCAGAUCUGUCCCACAAGGGAUGCAUUGCUUGCUGUUGCCGCUGCUGCCACUGCAACAGUGGCAAUGCUAGCUGUGGUACAGGCUUGGCAGCUUGCCCCUGCAAUUAAAGGGGCCGCACGACAGAAAUGUACGCCACACCACAGUAAGAGCUGUUUGGUCGUGGAUCAGGCUCCUUCAGAAGGUGGUGGACUCUCCUCCCUUGGAGGUUUUUAAGCAGAGGUUGGAUGGCCAUCUGUCAGGGAUCCUUGAGUCGAGAUUCCUGCAUUGCAAGGGGUUGGACUAGAUGAUCACUGGGGGUACCUUCCAAGUCUACGAAACUGAAAUGGACAGAUAGUGUCAGGAGUUCAGCCUACACUUGAGUAGGACCCUGGCAGAGACACAUGCCCAACUGGCAUGUUCCCUCCCUCCUGGUCGAACGUUCGGGAGCUUCAUAAGCUUUCUUCUGCCUGAACAUCACAGUGACCGAUGCCAACCGACACUGGCACACUUAGGGAUCCGCAGAGAUUGCGCAGUUCGCAUAACAGACCUCAGCAACUCAGCAUUUUGGCUAAUCUACUUUAUUUUCAUAUAAACACACACGGAGCACUGCAACAUGGCUCCCUCUUUCUUUAGCAUCAGACAGCAAGGAGAAAAAGAACAAAGGACAAUAGUCCCACUUCACGGAACACAGUAACACAAACAUCCUGUCUCCGUCACUUCCCACUCUGUGGAGGCAAAACACAUGCCGUCAUGUGAAAGACAAAAAUCCCAUGACUGCAAUCACGGAGCAGGAAUUCUAACGGAUAGCACACACUCAUUGCACCACCUAUGCAUGGCUACAUCUUUCUCAAUUAGCAAGCUCUGCCUUUAAUUAAAGGGGCUCACCCCCACUUCAGCGGUUGGACCCCAAGCUAAUUAGCAAAGGGUCAAAUCCAGUGAGGAGCAGAUGCAGGCGCUUUUUCUGUAUUUUUUGGUCCUCCUAAGUCAGGAGCUGGGAGCCCUUGGCCCUCCAGAUGUUGGAUGAUGAAAGCUAUAGUCCAACGUCGCCUGGAGAAUCACAGGCUUCCCCCCACCCCCCGUGCCGAGUGUUGCACCGAAGCAUCUUUAUGACUCUCGCUUAGCUUGUUUAUAUAUCUGUUUAGUUAAACAAAGGAAACGCAGUAACAAGCUGUGGCAAAAAGAGAAAGCUCUGGGUCUUCUGCCUAGGUCAAAGUGGAGCCUCUGUUCUCGUCGCUCAGCAACGUGACCGGGGAGGAAGGAAGGAGAAACUCGGCAGGAUUUGUGCUUUCUCGGGAUUUGCAACGUGACGACGAAGUUCUAAGCAUGAAGCCUAUCAUUAAGCCCAAGCCCAAAAUCGUUUGCCUGGAUGAAAAGACGGUGCUGGCGGUAGCCAAGGCCAACAUCUACAGUCAGAUAAUGGUGAGCAGGUUCUGUUACACGGUGUUCUUGCAUAAUCGAAGCGACACGGUGCUGUUUCCAAAGGAGACGGCAAACUCUUCCCAUUCCCUGAAGUUGGGGGGACUUGUUUUUUUGCCUUGCCACACCACUUAUCGUAUUUUUCGCUCUAUAAGACGUACCUAACCAUAAGACGCACCUAGUUUUAGAGGAGAACAAGAAAAAAAAAUUCUCUCCCUCUCUGCGCAGCGCCUCUCCAGCAAAGCGGUCAGAACAGCAAGAGGGAUCGCUGCGUAGCGAAAGCAGCGAUCCUUCUUGCUGUUCUGGCUUCUGGGAUAGCCAUGCCAAGCCUCAUCAGGGCAGGGGGCAUGUUCCUCCCGUUGCCCUGAAGAGGCUUGGUGCGGCUAUCCCAGAAGUCAGAACGGCAAGAGGGAUCGCUGCUUUCGCUGCGCAACAAUCCCUCUUGCCGUUCUGGCUUCUGGUAUAGCUGUGCAGCCUGCAUUCGCCCCGUAAGACGCACACACAUUUCCCCUUACUUUUUAGGAGGGAAAAAGUGCGUCUUAUAGAGUGAAAAAUACGGUAUAUACCUUGUAAGCUUAUAAAUUUGUAUGUAUGUGUCUCUUUUUUUUACACGAGUGUGUCUGUUAUUUGCACGUCUUUAUUUUUUUACCUUGUGCACUUCUAAUUUUAUACUGGGUACAAAAUUCUUUCCCCCCCUUCAAUAAGGAAUAAGAACAAUAAAUUAAAAAACCACCACAGUCUCCUUGCACCUCUCUAGACGGGUCGGGAUUUCACAGGUGCAUGGUGGUAGGGAGUCAGAUUGAAGAACCACACCUGGCAGUGGAGGUGGAAGGAGAAGAGAGCAUGUAGCUUCAUCAUCUUUUAAUGUAUUAUUGCAUUUAUAUCUCACAUUUCCUCAAACAAGCAAGUGUGGUUCUCCGUGCCCCCCCCCCCAGCCUCCAUUUUAUCCUCAACAUCCCUGGGAGGUAGGUUAUGCCAAGACAUAGUGACUAGCCAUGGUCAUCCAGCGAGCUUAGUGGGGAUAUGAACUCCUAGCCUUCCACUCUAACCACUAGGCCACACUGCCUCUCCAUUGCAAUGGGGAAGAGGGGAGAGUUUUUCCAGCAAGGCUUUUAGGGCCAGAUGUGACUAAACAUGGAACUGUCCCAAUUAUAUUGAAAAGGGGCAGAGCUUGGGUUUUUUUCUUUUUCUUUUCCUUUUCCUUUUUCUUUUUUUAAGAAAGCAAAAGGACCAAUGCAGGGGAGCAAUGCAGAAGCCCAAUCCCAUAAUAAAAUUUUCAGUCCCAAUCUGAUACCCUCCAGAUGUUGUUGUGGCUCACUGGCAGGGUAGCAGCUGCCCUGCAUGCAGAAGAACAUUCAAUCCCCUCUUCUCUUUCAACGUAGAUUCUGAAUCUGCAUGGAAACAGGCUGAGCAAACUCCGAGACAUCUCCAAGCUCACUGGGCUUCGCAAACUCAUCAUUAGUUUUAACGAAUUCACCUGUUUAGAUGACGUUUACCACUUGGUAAGAGCAACGCGGCUACAUUUUUUCUCAUUAGAGUGGGUAUGUUCGUAAAAAUUAAAUUUAAGGCACAAAGUGAAAAAGCCCUGGAGUGAAGGGAGCUUUUCAUGGGGAAACGCAAGUCUUUGGACAUCAUUGGAUAUAAUACUUAUCUGCUUAAAACCUUUGAUGUGACUUCAUAGAUCGUAGAAUUGAAGAGUUGGAAGGGACCCCCAAUGGUCAUCUAGAUGAACCCCCUGCAAUGCAGGAAUCUCAGCUCAAGCAUCCCUGGCAGAUGGCCAUCCAACCUCUGCUUAAAAUCCUCCAAGGAAAGAGAGUCUACCACUUUCCGAGGGAGACCGUGGCAUGAAAUUCUACUCAAUAUUGAUCCAGAGCAGAACUCCAAUGUAUAGUUAGCAGAGUAAAAACUUAAACCUGUUGCAGGAUUCUCAAGAAAUAGACCAGAGGCAAUUAAUAUUUCAUCCAGCAAAGCUUUACUGCUGCUGAAGGCAAAUGAGCACAAUGGUCACAAAUCCAAUACAUUCAGGAUUGGCCCUGUCCAUAAAAAAUCCAGCUGCAGUAGACUUAACUUAAACUUGCAAUAACUUAUUAUAAGGCUAAACCUUAACACUAAGCAUGCUAUGUACAGAACGCCACACCAGAAGGAAAAGAGAUAGAAAGAGACAGUGAAAACCAGGCUCCUUCUGGCAUUAUUAUAGUCUCCAUGACCUUGACAGAAGAGAUGACAGAACCAGUUUAAGCCAGCUGUACUCAGCUUCUCUGAAGGAAUAACCCAAACAUCAUGAACCUUCUGCUUGCUUCUUUCACACAGAGAAGCUUCCAGAACCCUCUUGAAUUGAGUAGAAUAGGAAAGAUCUCUACACAUCAGAUCAAUACUUUCUGCAUCAAGAAAUGCAAACUGACAGACAGUUCCACUGUCAAACCACCUAAUACCGUGGUGCCCCGCAAGACGAAUGCCUCGCAAGACGGAAAACCCGCUAGACGAAAGGGUUUUCCGUUUUGGAGGUGCUUCGUAAAACGAAUUUCCUAUGGGCUUGCUUCGCAAGACGAAAAUGUCUUGCGAGUUCCUGCGGGGUUUUUUUCCUUUCCCCCCCCUUUUUCCCAAGCCGCUAAGCCGCUUAUCAGCUGAUCCGCUAAGCCGCUUAACAGCUGAUCCGUUAAGCCACUAAGCCGCUUAUCAGCUGAUCCGCUAAGCCUGCUAAGCCGCUAAUAGCGCUAAUCCGCUAAACCGCUAAUGGGCUUGCUUCGCAAGACGAAAAAACCGCAAGACGAAGAGACUUGCGGAACGGAUUCUUUUCGUCUUGCGAGGCACCACUGUACAAUCGUAAUACCAUGCCCAUUGUUCUGCAAACGAAUUAGUUUCUUAGCUGCUUGCUUUUCAAGUCAUCCUCGCACUUCUUACUUCCGCUGCAGCCGAACCUGGAAUAUUUUGACGCCAGCCAUAACCACGUGAUCACCCUGGAGGGCAUCAGAGGCCUAAACAAACUGAAGUAUUUGGACUUGAGCUGGAACCAGCUGAAGAAGGCCGGGGAAGAAAUUGGCGUCUUACGGAAACAUACCCCCAUGGUGCUCAGUCUCGAUAUUCGUCAUAACCCCUGGCAUAAGGUAGAUCUCCUCCUGAACUUGUAACGAAACAAAAAAACCCCCACAAAACUGGGGUGUUUUUUUUUUACUUCAGUACUGCCUUUCAAGUAAGCCCCAUUAGCACUGGUCUUUGUUAACGCUACUUAGGACAAUUCCCUGUUUCUGCUGUGAGUGCUGUUAUAGGAUGGCAGCGAUGGGGAGCCUCUGGCCUGCAGAUGUUACCAGAGGUUCCCCACAUCCUGCAGCUACUUCUGUGUUGGAUAUGAUGCUGUUGCAGAAGUUACUUUCCCCUCCUGCGUCUCCACCCCCAUCGUUCUGCCCGGACACUGAGGUCCAGCGCCAAGGGCCUUCUGGCAGUUCCCUCACUGUGAAAAGCCAAGUUACAGGGAACCAGGCAGAGGGCCUUCUCAGUGGUGGCACCCGCCCUGUAGAACGCCCUCCCGUCAGAUGUCAAAGAGAACAACAACUACCAGACUUUUAGAAGACAUCUGAAGGCAGCCCUGUUUAGGGAAGAUUUUAAUGUUUGAUGCAUUACUGUAUUUUAAUAUUCUGUUGGAAGCUGCCCAGAGUGGCUGGGGAAACCCAGCCAGAUGGGCGGGGUAUAAAUAAAUAAAUUUAUUAUUAUUAUUAUUAUUAUUAUUAUUAUUAUUAUUGUAGUGCAUUAGAGAAGGCCGUGCUGAAUUUCAUUUGCUGUUCCUUUCAUUUGCUGUCCAUUCAGUUGCCUCGUUUAUACGUUAAGAUUAGGAGACACUUUAUUCGUAUUAGCCAACGGCCAUAGCAACAUAAAACAAGCAAUAUACAGUGGUGCCCCGCAAGACGAAUGCCUCGCAAGACGGAAAACCCGCUAGACGAAAGGGUUUUCCGUUUUUGAGUUGCUUCGCAGGACGAAUUUCCCUAUGGGCUUGCUUCGCAAGAUGAAAAUGUCUUGCGAGUCUUGAGAUUUUUUUUUCGCUUUUCCCCCCCUUUAUCUAAGCCGCUAAGCCUUUAAUAGCCUCUAGCAGCUAAUCCGCUAAGCCUUUAAGCCUUUAAUAGCCGCUAAAAGCGCUAAUCCGUUAAGCCGCUAAUAGGGUUGCUUCGCAAGACGAAAAAACCGCUAGACGAAGACACUCGCGGAACGGAUUAAUUUCGUCUUGCGAGGCACCACUGUAUACAAAUAAAAAGACAGCAAUGGGUAAAAAGGGCAAUCAAAUGACCAAGAUUAUCGUUCAGAUAGUGGCCCUUAAUCUCAUUGCACCCUCAAUCGUUUAUACGUUGCUUUCCCAAUAAGAUGGGCCAAAGAGGAAUAAACAGCAAAACAUAAAUAAGAACUAAUAAAAGAACUAAAAGCAAUAUAGCCAUAAGGCAGGACUAACUGGUAGCUUCUCAAUAAAAUGCAAAUGGCGUCGCAUAUUUCCUCCAUCCCUACGCCUCGGUAAACACAAAUGUUCUUAAGCUGUCCAUGGAAGGUGACCAAUGCAGGGCCUGAGAUAACUUGCACUUUGGGGUAGGAGCCACCACCUGCGGGAAUGUUGAGGCAAGCAGGAGAGGAUACAUUGAUUAAAUAUUAUCCCUCCUCACUCACGCUAGCGAGCAAGCAGCAGAGCACAUUUCCUUGCAGAUUGCUGGAAGCAAGUUGAUGGAUUCAUUAGAAUUGUUUAAAUUAAGCAAUCCAAUCUGGCUUGUCCAGUCUGGCUUGUUCCAGGUAAGUUUCCCCUUUUAUUUCCCUCUUAAGAUAAUAACACGACAGUCUUCUUUAAAAGCAAGAGUAAAGUUUGCUUACAUUCAGUUCAGCAGUGCUCUGAAGAAAGGCUUUAUCUUGUGGUUACAGUUACGUUUGUAGAGAAAAGAAGUCUGAGCUGGGCUUCAGACUUUCUUCCUUGUGGCUUCCAUCCUCUGUAAGGAUGAGCCUUGUGCUGGCUAAGAGCCAGAAGAGGAGGUCCAAGAGUGUGCUGGUCCUGGGGGGUUAUCGCGCGGCAUGGUCCGAGUCCAGUCCGAGGUUAAGGGUGUGGUAUGGGGGCUGUCCGUCAAGGCUGAAGUGGGGUCCAAGGCAGGGAGUCGGGUGAGGUCAGGAACUCUGGCAGAAGAGCAGGACAGGGUGCUGGCAGGAACAGGUUGCCAACAAUGUUGCUCCCACAACCUGGGACUGGGCUGACUGGCUUUUAUCUCUGUUGGGUUGAAGUAAAUGACAGACGAAUAGCAAGGUGUCAUACGGGAGGCAUCUCUCAAGCAAGUCUCGGAAAGUCCCUUUUAUUGAAUAUUACAGCAUUUGCCACAUAUGUGCUUAUUGCUGAUUGGUUAACACAAGUACAAAGCAAAGGUUACAUAUUACAUUAAUCACCAAUAGAUUAAAGGUUGGGAAAGGGAGCACAGAACUAGACGGGCAUGAAACCUCCUAAUUAAAUUAUAACUAGUGAUUGAUUAUAACAAGACUUGAGAGAACAUAACAAUUGUAUUCCGUAGAUGUGGUCAACAAUGCGUUAAGAACAGGUCAAGGUACACUGUUUCAUGAACUCAAUGGGAACUGAUCAGAACAUUCUCAGACUCAUGUGCAGCUCAGGAGAGGCUGGAGAGUUACUGGACCCAGAGGCAACCUCACCUUCCCCUGACGGGGCUGAGAGUGGAGCACCUGCAGGCAAUGGGUCCUUGAUCACCUCCGGAGCCAGAGCAGAUUCAGCUGGUGUCUGCUCCUGAGGAUCCGGCACAGGUGAGGGCCCUUCAGGUUCAAGCCCCAGCCCCGGCUCAGCCGGUCCUGGAGGCGGGGACUCCUGUGCAGGCUGGGAUUCCUCAGGUUCAGUCUCUGAAUCCGAUUCCCAGGCCAUCACAUAGAGAGAAGCUUGAAAGGAGAAAAUGGAAAAAGGGGAGAUGGCGGCAUGGCUAGCCCUUUUACAGAGUCAGCUAGGGUCAUGCCCACCUACCUGGUCAAACACAAAGAGAGGUGGCUCCAGAACAGGUAUGACAGGAAGUCCUGCCUGGCUGGAGCCACAUCCCCCUGUGUGUCCACUCUGUUACGAUAUAGAAGCAAUGCGGCCGCGAGCUGGUAGCUUGAAAGCAAAACAUAAUGGGAAUGUUGGGACUGUUCCGUGGGAAACAGAGGGACAGUCAAUUCACAGUGCAGAGGGCACCGGAAUUAGCUCAGAGUGUAAUAUGAGCUGUACAGGAAGUACAGGUGGAGUUUGUCUCUCGACUGCUGGAGCUUGAAGAGAGCAGUCAUGAUUUUUGUAACGCUGCAAAGACAGAAAUAAAGGAAUGUAAAUACGUUUCUGUCUAUCUCUUUCCCCUGCCUGGGGGGGCAGGAAAGAGGGGGGGUGCUCUUCUCACUCUGGGAAGGAUCGCCUAUCGCGACCUCUGCCUGGAUCCUGCUGGGGAAUGCAGACAGGGAGGUCAACAGGAGAUCAAGCCGGGUGCCUGGAGAGUGGCCAGUUUCUCCUGAUAAAGGCUUGAUUCCCAACAUCUGGUAGCACGGAGCCGAUGGUUUUGAUCCAUUCAAGCAGCAAGAGAGGUUGAUCGAUCGUACUUCAUCCUCUGCAAGGAGAUAAGGAAGAUAUGGUAGCGUGCGGAUGGAAGCUACAAGGACGGCUGAGCACCGGAGGAGGUGUUUUUGCUGAGCAACGGAUUCCCUCAAGGUAUGGUGAUUUUAUGGCUGUGAGAGUGAACGCGAAUUGAAGCAUUCUUCGGUUCACUGAGUGUCUGCUUUUGGAUGAAACCAGCACUGAAAGAGAGCCACAUAUUUCGCAUACCUGAGUCUUGAUAAGCCUGGAAUGUCCAGUUGCUAAGCAACGAAACGUCAGUAAAGUGGAAAGUUACUGGCCAACAACGGAAGAGGGGCUGGGACUGUGAGAGGCUGGUAAACAGCGUUUGUUUUGUCUAUUAUCUCACUGCUCUUGGAGGGACUUUCAAAACAGCCUGCGUUUAGCUGCCAAGUGAGGCAGUAAACAGCCAAUAGACUCUUGGAUUUUACAAGCUCACUGCUGAAAGCUGAGGCUUGAGAUUGAGAUGGCUUUGUUCUCUCAGAAGCUCCGAAAAGCUUGUGAAGCUGGAGUGAGAAGCAAGAGCCGAAAGUGUACUACCCCAGAAGAGGGGAGCCAAGAUGGUGCUGGCCAAAUUCCUAAAAGCUCAUCGAAAGCUGAGGAGAGCUUUGACCCCAAAAGGGGGAGUGAAGGAACUGUUGCUGUUCCUGUACUUGCUGCAAUAGAUGUCAAAGACAGGGGGAGAGAAGCUCGGAGUUCUGACACCCCCACUGCUAUUGCUAGUGAAGAACAGGCUGUUGCUUUGAACGUUGUCCAUUGUUACAAUUGUGGACAGACUGGGCAUCUUCAGCGGAAUUGUAAGAAGCCACGUCAACAGAAAGGAGCUAAGGGGAGCUCUGCAAAGCCUGAGGCAUCAGGCAAAAGUCGUACCAAGUCCCAGGUGAAACCUGCAAAGGCAUUGCUGCCAACAAAAGCCGCAUUUUCAACGGAGAACGCUUUUAUUUUGGACACUGGAGCGAUGCAACACAUGACGUCGCGGCGAGAUCUGUUUUCAACGUUUAAGAUGCAAAGCCUCACUGUGAAACAAGCCAACGGUCAGGAGCUGGAAGCGACCGGGUUUGGAACUGUGUAUCUUGAAAGUCUGAACUUGACUAUUAACAAUGUGUAUUUGGUUCCUGAUUUAAAGUUCAAUCUGCUGAGUGUUUCGCAGAUCACAAAGAAAGGACUGACUUUGUCCUAUGAUAGAGAAAGCUGCAAAAUCUUCAAAGAUGGAGAGCUGUAUCUUUCUGCCAGAGAGAAAGAUGGACUGUAUUUGUUGACUUUUGAUCAAAGUGAUUGCAUAAGUUGUAAUGCAUCUGAGUCUAACAUGAUUUCUCUCGCAGGUGUGUCGAAAAACGUCCAGAAGACGACAAAAGUAACCAAAGCUUUUCAGCGAGUGUAUGCUGAUGUGAUUGGUCCUCUAGCACCAUCUAGAGGCAAUGCAAGAUAUUAUCUUGUGUGUGUGGAUUAUUUCUCUCAUUAUGUGUGGGUAUAUAUAUUGCAGAAACCACAAGAAGCCUUAGAAAGGUUUAAAGAGUUUUGUGACAAGGUUAAGGAUGUUCAUAAUGCUAACAUUGAUUGUCUUUUCACAGAUGAAAAGCCAGUUUUUCUUUUGCAGGAUUUUCAGGAUUUCCUGGAUAAGCGAGGCAUAAGGCACAAGACUGCUGUUUCUGCAGAAGCAUGGAACAGAAGUGUCUGUGUGCAAGUGAACAAAGAAUUGCAAAAUGGCAUGAAGGCGCGAUUGCUGAGUUCACAUUUGCCACAUGAGUAUUGGGCAGAAUCGUUAAUGUGUUUUUGUUACAGUUGGAUGAGAAAGGUUUCAAAAGGUUUCGGAAGUUUUCCUUUUGAAAAGCUAUUCCACAGAAAACCUUCUGUUGCCCAUUUUAAGGUUUUUGGGUCUCAUGUGAAAUCUGAUGCUCCAGGUGGAGUAAAGAAUGCUAGAGGCAUUUUUGUGGGUUAUGAAAAGGGUCUCUACAGAGUAAUUUUGUCUGAAUCUGGUCAAGUGAUUCUCACAAAAUUUCUAGAGAGUGCUCCUGAACAGGAGAGAGUAAUUGUUCACACAUUUCCCACUGAGGACAAUUCAGAUGAUGAUGAUGAUUUUACUGAUUACAGUGGUACUGAGAGUGACAGUGAUAGCUCAAAGAGCUCAGUUGACACAGUCAUUGAGAGGAAAUCUCACACAAUGGAUAGACCUUCACAGGUGAAGGAUGUACCACUGUUUACUAUUGGAACUGGUUCUCCAAAGAGUCCUGAGACUGAACCAGUGAGCAGAGAGGAUCAGCACCUCAUACGCAGGUCCGAGAGAGUUACAAAGGGUGUACCACCCAAGAGGUAUUCAAAAGAGUUUGCUAACUCAGCUGUAGCAUGUGUUACUAUUGCAGACAACUCAAGACAGGUUGAAGCUGUGUCUAAGUCAGAGACAAAGACACAACAGAGAGUUGCUAAGCGUAACACUACAUUCCCUAGCCAAGGUAAUGCAGAUGCACUCAUUCCUUGGAAGACAGACAACCAGAGAGGUACACUGGGGAAACCAGUGGCGGGUAGUUCCAAGGGUGGAACUGAAACAACAGGCGAGUGUUAUAUGUAUAACAACUGUUUGUUUUCUUCUCUGGAUCACGCUUUGCUCGCAGCGCACAUUGAUUCAUAUGGGGGAGUAUGUUACGAUAUAGAAGCAAUGCGGCCGCGAGCUGGUAGCUUGAAAGCAAAACAUAAUGGGAAUGUUGGGACUGUUCCGUGGGAAACAGAGGGACAGUCAAUUCACAGUGCAGAGGGCACCGGAAUUAGCUCAGAGUGUAAUAUGAGCUGUACAGGAAGUACAGGUGGAGUUUGUCUCUCGACUGCUGGAGCUUGAAGAGAGCAGUCAUGAUUUUUGUAACGCUGCAAAGACAGAAAUAAAGGAAUGUAAAUACGUUUCUGUCUAUCUCUUUCCUGCCUGGGGGCAGGAAAGAGGGGGUGUUCUUCUCACUCUGAGAAGGAUCGCCUAUCGCGACCUCUGCCUGGAUCCUGCUGGGGAAUGCAGACAGGGAGGUCAACAGGAGAUCAAGCCGGGUGCCUGGAGAGUGGCCAGUUUCUCCUGAUAAAGGCUUGAUUCCCAACACACUCUAGGCAACAGGAAAAUGUUGUACUUGACUGCUUCAGUGAAGAUACAUUCCACACCACUGAAUGUUUCCGUCCAAGGUCAUCCCACUCUUGUUUUUCUCUCCCCCCCCCCAGCCAGCCUCCGUACGCUUGAGUGUGAUUGGCCAGCUGAGGGCUCUGACCCACCUCGAUGGACUUCUGAUCACUGAGGAUGAGGCGGCAGCUGCCAUCCAGUUCAUGGCAGACUCGAAAAUCACGCAGGUUAGACAGCCUGGGUUUGUUUGCUCAUUUAAGGCAGUGGCAACGAAGAGUUCAUGGCCCGAGUGGGGCAUCUCCUCAUGGGCAAACCUUUGGAGGGAGGGGAGCAAGGUGUAGUGGGGUCAGCGCUGUCUUUAGCAUAUGCACCGCCGGGGUGCAAAGAUCUGCCCAGCACCCCUAAAUUUCACGUGCACGGCGCCGUUGUGAAUGACAGGCGCCACCGCUGGCACGGCACAUGUUUGGUAAAUGAGUGCACAAAGUCGAAAGUCCUUUAGUGAAACAGUAGGUAUACAUUUCGGUAAUACCUAGGCGUAUAUGUAUUUUGUUUUUUUAGCUUGAUCAAAAUUAUUUAUUUCAUAACAGGUAGAUAGUGAAGAGAUUAGGCAGCUUCAGCGGCAGGCGCCUGGCGCCCCCCCCCCCGAAUUCGGCGUCUGGGUGCCCCGCACCCCUUGCACCCCCGGGUAAAGACGGCCCUGAGUGGGGUAGCAGAACUGGAAAUAAUGCCAAUAUAUUUCACGCCUGACGACGCAUGUGCCCUUUGAGUUUCAGAUAGUACAUGGGUGGACGAGUCGAAGAAGCCCGGGACACAAAUUUUCAAGGCCCUCUAGCGGCUUGGGCGGCUCAUUUGCCAGGAUUUAGCGUUAAGUCUGAAAGUGUCUACUCAGUUCUGACCAGACUUUGUUUUGUGGGCAUUCCCAAGAGGGGAUGCGCAAAGGAUGUGCAACAGGAGAUCCAUUUGGGUCCUGUACGUAUGUCCACCAAGAUUUCCACAACCACCCCAUACUCUGAGCUGCAGACCCACAGACUGCAGGAACAGCUUUUUGUUUUAGAGGGUCCAUAAACAGAAUGGGGGAGAAGUCAGAACAGUGGUCAGUUUGGUUGGGUUGGGAAGCCUCCGUGUGCUAUUGGACUCCAUCUCCCAUCAGUCCCGGCCAGCAUGGGCCAAUAGCGAGGGAUGAUGGGAGUUGCAGUCCAGUGACAGCUGGGAGAGCCACAGGUUCCCCACCCUUGAGGUAGGCAGAGCUAGUUUUCUGUUAAGCUGAUGGUCUCUCCACCAGUGAGUUUCUUCAUCCACCUUGCAAGCUUUACACACUGGAAAGCCAGUGUGGUGUAGUGGUUAAGAGCGGUGGACUCGUAAUCUGGUGAACCGGGUUCGCUUCCCCACUCCUCCGCAUGCAGCUGCUGGGUGACCUUGGGCCAGUCACACUUCUCUGAAGUCUCUCAGCCCCACUCACCUCACAGAGUGUUUGUUGUGGGGGAGGAAGGGAAAGGAGAAUGUUAGCCGCUCUGAGACUCCUUCGGGUAGUGAUAACGCGGGAUAUCAAAUCCAGACUCUUCUAUAGAAAGCCGAAAGUAUGCUUGGCCUACCCAGAAAUGAGCAAAACGAGCCUGCUCUAGCAAGGUUGGGAGAGGGGGAGAAAUCCCCACUCACACAUUUGCUUUAAAAAUGUCUCCAAGGGUGAUUCGAUUGGGUUACGAAACUGCGCGUUCGUCUGCUGCUUGCCUUCAUUUUGGUGGUUUCGUUCCUCCAGGCGUCUCUGGUGGAGAAUUCUCGGACGGACCAAGAAAGGCUUCGCAUACUGAGCAUCCUUCCUCAGGCCGUGAUCCUGACCCAGAUUAGCAAGAACAGAGUGGACGUGUUUCAGAACAACUGGCCUUCUCGGGUAAAGGGAAAACCUUAUCAAAUACCACGUGCUCGUAAAAUCAGAUCUCCUGAAAUUUUGUGAGCGGGUCCACCAUUUCUGGGGCCUGCUGUGCCACCCCCAUUGCCAUUCUCUAACUCUAGAGGACUCUCCCUCAGAAGCCUCUUAGAACCAGAUUCCCCUCCACUCCGUAGGAGAAAAAGAUAGCAGGGUCUCUUUAAUGCUGUGGCUCCCAAAGUGGGCAGUACUGCCCCCCCGGGGGGGUCAGUAGGAUGAUUUAGGGGGGUGCUAGAGGCAAGGGGGCUGCUGGAGGUGUAGACAACUGUCAGCCUUUGGAAGGCUGGCAUCACUGCAUCAAGUUCAUAAGGUUUUGUUGAAUUACCGUAUUUUUCGCUCCAAAAGACGCACCAGACCAUAAGGCGCACCUAGUUUUGGGAGGAGGAAAACAAGAAAAAAUUAUUCUGAAUCCCAGAAGCCAGAACAGCAAGAGGGAUCUGGCUUCUGGGAUAAUGCGUGGCUGUUCUGGCUUCUGGGAUAACCGCGCCAAGCGUCUUCAGGGCAGCGGGAUGAAGGCUCCCCCUGCCCGGAAGAGGCUGCGCGGGGCUAAGGCAGAAGCCAGGACAGGUGCGUCACUGAAGGGGCGCUGCGCAGUUCUCCCUCUCUGAGAGGGAGAACUGCGCAGCGCCCCUUCAGCCAAGCUGCAGAAGGAACAGAAGGAGACCCUUCUGUUCCUCCUUUGGCUUCCAGGACAGGCGCUGCGCAUAGAGGGAGAACUGCACAGCGCCCCUUCAGCGAAGCAGGAGGAGGAACAGAAGGGGCUCCGUUCCUCCUCCCACUUCAAUGAAGGGGUGCUGCGCAGCUCUCCCUCUCUGUGCAGCGCCAUUCAUUCCAUAAGACGUACUCAAAUUUCCCCGUACUUUUUAGGAAGAAAAAUGUGUGUCUUAUGGAGCGAAAAAUACAGUAAAUAAACUAGCUUUAAUUAAAUAAGUGUGCAAUUAGCUGCUACUUUUUUUGGAAUUUUAUUGGGUCAUUAUCUUACCUUAGUGGCUCGUGGAAACAGCUAUUCUGAAUAAGGGUAGGGGGCACUGGGAAUGAUUUUUUGGAACGAAGCAGGUGGAACGGAAAAGUUUGCGUUUGACAGAUAAGAUAAAAGCAGACUGUUCCAAAAUCCCUUCCGUGGCUCCAUCUCAGAGUAAGCAGUUUGUGGUUAUAAUGGAGCCGCCUUCCUCUGACCAGUCAGGCUAACGGUCCAUCAAGCUGACUGAUAGGCAACCAUUUCCCAAGCUCUCUGGACAAACCUCAGGUCCAGCUCCUUUCAGCAUAGUGCACGGGGGCACAGUUCUCAUUCUCCCUCCUCAAUGACCACCCACCGUUCGUAGUCCGUUCCACAAAAUAAGGCCAUUGGACAAGGCAGUCCAGGGAGAUCCUCAGGCACCCCGACCUGUCACAGUCUGUGUUGCGGCCCAUCAUCCAGAAUCAUGUUAAUUUGCCAUGUAGAAAAGGUUAAAAGCUCCUCUGUCAGUUCGAUUUGUUGCGCGGCGCAUAGCAUAGCUAGAGGAGAACACAUUUGGGCAGAUGAGCAUAGCGUUCUGCUCUUUGUACAUUAAGGGAAGCGCAUUCACAGAGGCUGCCAAGAGAGGCGGACGUUUCAGCCCAUGGUGUCAACAUUACACUGUGUGACAUCGGUGCCAAAGGUGAUUCGUAUCGGGGGAAGGACGCAUUUUUGCUGAAAACAUAUAUGCAUUGCAACAAGCGGCGAAAAGAGAAACCUCUGGGGGUUGUUGCGGAGGUAGUUACUGGGUUUCAGAGAGAUGGGUCCAUAACACACCUCAGUUACCUGUCCACGGGAGAAUCUUUUGAAAGCCGCUGUCUCACUGCCUCAGUCUCCACCUCUGUAAAAUGGGAAUCCUGGGAAGCUAGAUUCCCACAUUAUUGUGAAGAUGAAAGCAAGUAAUGAGAUAUAAAUCAGCAUAGCAGCACUGCGUUUUAUGGUUUAUCCUUUUUUAAAGUGUCAAUAAGAAAUUUUAAAGUGUUGGCGAUCAGUCGAAAUUUAGGCAGGUAUUAGCCUCUGUACAUUAUUGUUUAAAUGCAGCACCCAAUGUGCAAACACACUCACAGAAACUGAACUAUAGAAAUAGUGAUUAUUAUUAUCAUUACAGUCAUACCUUGUGUUGCGUUUGCUUCAGGUUGAGUGUUUUCAGGUUGCGUCCCACGGCGACCCAGAAGUACCGGAAAGGGUUACUUCCGGGUUUCGCCGCAUGCGCAGACACGCAAAAUGACGACAUGCGCAUGUGCAGAAGUGACAAAUCACAACCCGCAGCUGCGCAGACGCGGGUUGCGUUCUGCUCAUGUUGCGAACGGGCCUCUGGAACGGAUCCCGUUCGCAACCAGAGGUACCACUGUAUUAUUAUUUAUUACAGUUGUUAGUCGCUUUAUACAAGAAGAAAAGACUCAGUGAAAUUCAGCGAGAUAAAAUAUGCUCCUGUCUGUCGUUCAGGGUAGGAUAGGCUGUGCACCAAACAUCAUGUGCACUGAUGACUCUCAUACCUAGAAUCCCGAAUUCAUUGAUUCAGCAGAAUUAUACAGUUAUGAUUGUGUUUUCUCCUCCCCCCCCUCCCCCUGCCCUAACAGAUCACGGUGUUAGACCUUGACGGGCAACAUCUCAGCAGAAUCAGUGGCUUGGACAAACUGGAGAAUUUGCGGUGGGCAUCCUUUAGCAACAACAACCUCACUAAAAUAGAAGGGCUGGAUACUUGCCAAAAUCUGGAGGAGCUCACGGUAGAUGGAAACUGCAUCACAACCCUCGAGGGUAAGGUAUUUUGCAUGCUCCGUUCCGAAUAUCCACAGCUUUGGGCGUUCCUGGACUUGGCUCUGCUCCCAGGGAGGAGGCCGGGGCCAGGAGCACUUCUGCACAGCGGCAGCUUUUGCAAGAGCUUUGCCAUUUCCUGGAGAAGAAGGGCGUCACAUGAUUGUCCGCCUUGGAGAAGCAGUGCUUCGAAAGGGCAGCUUUCAGUUCAGGGCCCUUGAUACUCGAUGGCACUGGCUUCUGAAUUGUUUUUGGGUCCAUGGGUGUAGCCAGGAUUUAUGUUACAGCGUGGGCAGGACAGCCACCCGUCACCAUCCUCUGUCUCUUUCUCGCAGAUUCGGAAUGAAGUGUCUCAACAACAGUUGUUUGUUUAUUAUUGUUGUUGUUGUUUAGUCGUUUGGUCAUGUCCGACUCUUCGUGACCCCCUGGACCAGAGCCCGCCGGGCACUCCUGUCUUCCACUGCCUCCCGCACUUUGGUCAGACUCAUGCUGGUAGCUUCGCGCACACUGUCCAACCAUCUCGUCCUCUGUCGUCCCCUUCUCCUUGUGCCCUCCAUCUUUCCCAACAUCAGGGUCUUUUCCAGGGAGUCCUCUCUUCUCAUGAGGUGGCCAAAGUCUUGGAGCCUCAGCUUCAGGAUCUGUCCUUCCAGUGAGCACUCAGGGCUGAUUUCCUUCAGAAUGGAUAGGUUUGAUCUUCUUGCAGUCCAUGGGACUCUCAAGAGUCUCCUCCAGCACCAUCAUUCAAAAGCAUCAGUUCUUCGGCAAUCAGCCUUCUUUAUGGUCCAGCUCUCACAUCCAUAUAUUAUUAUUAUUAUUAUUAUUAUUAUUAUUAUUAUUAUUAUCAUCAUCAUUUUACUUUGUCAAAGUAAUAAUCAUACAUAAAUAAGAAUAAAAAUGUGCACCCUACCACCGAGACCAUUCCAUUGCAACUAUCCAACCUCCUAAAAUUUCAGCACCUCUUGCGAUUGUUUGACCCCUUUCCGUUUUAACAGUACAAUUGUACCUCUUGUUACGUCAGUCUCCGGUUGUGUUUUUUAGGAUACGAACGCAGCGAACCCGGAAAUGUAUACUUCCAGGUUUUGCCCUGCGUGCAUGCGCAGAAACACUCUAUCGCGCCAUGCGCAUGCGCAGAAGCCGUGCUCUAGUUGCGGACUUUUCGGGGUGCAAAUGGCACCCCGGAAUGGAUCGAGUCCGUAACUAGAGCUAGCACUUUACAAAUUCUACAAACACCCUCCAUAUCUCCUCAAAAUCAUUUCUCCUGGGUAUUCCCCAUCUUACCUUAAUGGCACACGUUAAUUUAUCAUUAAUAGCUAUAUCCCACACCUCUUUAUACCAUUCUUCCUUUUUAUAUUCUGCUUGCCCCUUCCACUUCCUACAUAUAAUAAUUUGUGCAGCUGUCAAUAAAUUUGUGAGCGGGUCCUUCAUAGCCUGCGAACCUUUCACCCCAUGGUAAAUUGAUAAUAAUGCUACCUCUGGACUUUUGAUUUCUGUUAUCUUCUUAAACACCCUUUGCUAGAAAAAUUGUACAUAUUUAUACCCCCGCCACAUGUGAACAUAAUUCCCAGUUUCCUAGGAACAACAGUUGUUUUAAAUUACUUUUUUUUGACCACCAGUGCUCUGAGAAAUAUGUCAAAACCUUCAGUCAUUUUAAAACUAGUCAAAUUUUUAAUAAUUAACACCAGGGUGUACCUUUCAUGUGGUUAAAGAGAAUAUUUUGCAAAAUUACAAAGAGCACACCUUUUUUUAUCUUAUUUUUAAAAAAAUCUUAACUUUUCUCGGAUUUGCUGAAAACGAUGAAAAGCUUCCAGAACCAAGCUCCCUGCGAUGUGAUUGGUCAGUUCGCGGAAGCCACGCCUAUUGCUCAGUUGGGUUGCCAGUUUUUUAUUAUUUAUUCAUUUAUUUAAUUUGCCGGGGGGGGGGAGGCAGACAAUUUUGUCCCUUUGCCUUGCUUUCUCUGCCUCCGCUUGAGAAAUAAUCGUCGUCGUCGGUUUAUUUAGUUACUUAAUGUACUGUACUUAAAUAUAUGGUGGUACCUUGAAGUCCCACGGAAUCCGUUCCAGAAGUCCAUUUGACUUCCAAAACGUUUGGGAACCAAGGCGCUGCUUCCGAUUGGCUGCAGGAAGCUCCUGCAGCCAAUCGAAAGCCACGGAAGCCAUGAUAGUUUCCAAAGAACAAUCACUUCCGGGUUUGCGGCAUUCGGGAGCCAAAAGGUUCGUUCGACUUCCGAGAUACGACUGUCCCGCCUCUUCCCCAAGCCAGGAUUCAAGGUGGCUUCCAACGUCUACAAAACAUUGUUCUCAAAUGCAUAGUGAAAAGCUGGUUAAGAGCAAUAUUUCUGGUUAGUUGAGAUUCUUGCCUUGCAGGGGGUUGGUCUAGAUGACUCAUGGGACACCUUCUGACUCCACAUUUCUAGGAAGAGUUAAAAUACACCAAAAUACAUUUAGAACCAGCAGUUAAGAUAGUUUGCCUUGACGGAAGCCCGGUGAUCGGCACUUCGGUUUUCAAAGACCUGUCUGAACAGGAAGGACUUGGCCUUCAUCACUGUUGUUGUUGUUGUUAAGGGAAGGAGUUCCACAAUAUGGAAGCAGCCACAGAGAAAGCUCGCUCCCUUGUGUCACAGCUCUCGCCAGAAACGUUCUUUCUUCCCCUUCCCCAGGCAUUUCGAAGCUCUGCAAGCUCAUGAGGUUGAGUGCCAACAACAAUCACCUCACCAGCCUGGAGAGGAAUGUUUUUGAUAACUUGUCUCACCUCCAUUAUCUCUCUCUGGAGAACAACCGGAUCACUUCUUUGGCGGGCUUGCAAAAAGCCUAUGCGCUCAUUGAACUCUACAUAAGCAACAACUACGUUUCCUCCAACCAAGAAAUAUAUCAGCUGAAGGUAAAGGGGGGGGGACACCGUCACUUUAAAAGCGUGAAUGAAAGUCAAUCACCCAUCUCCUACUACCCUCCUGAGAAAAACCCCACCCCACCCUCCCACUAUAUACAGUGGUACCUCAGGUUAAGUACUUAAUUCGUUCCAGAGGUCCGUACUUAACCUGAAAUUGUUCUUAACCUGAAGCACCACUUUAGCUAAUGGGGCCUCCUGCUGCCGCCGCACCGCCGGAACACGAUUUCUGUUCACAUCCUGAAGCGAAGUUCUUAACCUGAAGCACUAUUUCUGGGUUAGCGGAGUCUGUAACCUGAAGCAUAUGUAACCUGAAGCGUACGUAACCCGAGGUACCACUGUAUAAUGGUCUGGUGACUUCUGUUUCAGUGUAUCUCAAAAAGUGUGCAUGCACAUGAAAGCUUAUACCAAUAACAAACUGAGUUGGUCUCUAAGGUGCUACUGGACAAUUUUUUUAUAUAUUUUCGACUGCAUCAGACCAACAUGGCUACCUACCUGAAUGAAACUCUUGUGGGUAUGUAGUGUCAUGCCAAAGAGAAGGGAUUGUGAACCACUGAGUCUGUUACCCCUCAAAUGGAAACACAGCUAUUCUUUGAAAUUCUUGUUUUUGGUAUUUGGUUAAAUAUAAAAUAUGGUAGUGUUAUAAAAAUAGAAUUCUCUGGAUGGCUAGAUCCAGGUUUGGGGCCAGUGCUCUUUGGUGAGAGAGCCCCAGUAGAGAUUUAAAAUCACAAAGUAUACAGCAAAGUAAUGCUUGGAAAUAUAAGCUGUUACAACAAUAAAUAUAUCCCCUUCUAAGUUGCUUCCAAAGUUCCCCUUACUUCCUUUAAUGUAGAAAGAAAUCACAUGUUUGGUAGGUUAAAAGUGGUUUACUUACAGACUCUUCAAAGGUCAGAUUCAUGUGCUUUUCCAUACGGCAGUAAGAAAACACAGGCAGUAAGACUUAGUUUCUAAAUUGUAUAGAAACACAAAGAUGGCUUUCUUAAGCCAUGUGGUCUAAGCUUGGAGCAUCCAACUCCGUACUAGUAGGGUUCACACAGUGGAAAGGUGGAAAGUGGGAGAACCAGACGCUUGAUAACACCAGCCUUCUUUUCCAGGGUCUAAACAAUCUGGUCAUCCUGGACAUGUAUGGAAACCUGAUCGUUUGGAAGCAGGAUAACUACCGCCUCUUUGUAAUUUUCCAUAUCCCAUCUCUGAAAGCCUUGGACGGUACCGCAGUGGUGAGCUCCUUUUCUACAUAAAGGAUAUGUAUAAAACUUUUAUGUCUUAUAAGCAAAGAAGGCAGUCAGCCCCAAUCAGAGAAUACAGAGUCAGUGUUGAAUAUUGUGCUUUGUUGAAUAUUGUGUUGAAUAUUGGGACCUUGGGGCAAAUGUAGGGUUGCCAUAUUUCAAAAAGGAAAAACCAGGACACCCCAAAAAUUGUUGAGUUCUCGCAGUGAGGGAACCUCCAGAAGGCCCUCGGCACUGGACCUCAGUGUCUGGGCAGAGCGAUGGGGGUGGAGACGCUCCUUCAGGUAUACUGGACCGAGGCCGUUUAGGGCUUUCAGGAUCAGCACCAACACUUUGAAUUGUGCUCAAAAACGUAAUGGGAGCCAAUGUAGGUCUUUCAAGACCACUGUUAUGUGGUCUCGGCGGCCACUCCCAGUCACCAGUCUAGCUGCCACAUUCUGGAUUAGUUGUAGUUUCCAGGUCACCUUCAAAGGUAGUACAAGCAAGAGAUAACUAGAGCAUGCACCACUCUGGUGAGACAGUCUGUGGGCCGGUAGGGUCUCAGCCUGCAUACCAGAUGGAGCUGAUAAACAGCUGCCCUGGACACAGAAUUGACCUGCGCCUCCAUGGACAGCUGUGAGUCCAAAAUGACUCCCAGGCUGCGCACCUGGUCCUUCAGGGGCAGUUAUCCCAUUCAGGACCAGGGAGUCCUCCACAUCUGCCCGCCUCCUGUCUCCCAAAAACAGUACUUCUGUCUUGUCAGGAUUCAACCUCAAUCUGUUAGCUGCCAUCCAUCCUCCAACCGCCUCCAGACCUUCACCGCCUUCACUGGUUCUGAUUUGAGAGGUAGAGCUGGGUAUCAUCCGCAUAUUGAUGGACACCCAGCGCAAACCCCCUGAUGAUCUCUCCCAGCGGCUGCAUGUAAAUGUUGAAAAGCAUGGGGGAAGAGAACGGAACCCUGAGGCACCCCACAAGUGAGAGCCCAGGGGUCUGAAUACUCAUCCCCCAACACCACUUUCUGAACACGGCCCAGGAGAAAAGAGCGGACGCAGAUGUGCUGUGUACACUCUGCAAAUAACGACUUUCUUCUUAUCUCUCUCCUGAAUCUUCCAACAUCCAGCUUCAAUCUUCUAACUUUCAUUUCGGCUCUCAGUUAAAAAUAAAUAAAUUAAUGUCCUCAAUGCAGGAAGCAGCUGAAACUGAAAACGCUAAAGAUUUAUUUGGGGGCAAACUUAAUGCGGAUAUGGUUGCGGAAAGACUGGGCCAUUCCAACUUCAGCAAAAUGCAAGAAUUAAAUUGGACGGCCUCUAUGAUCAGGUCAGUAAUAUUUUUAACACGAGUGACAAGGACUGUGGGCAGCUGCCCAGCUCUGAUUGUCAGCAGAGUUCCUAAAACCACACAUCGGCGCUUACCACUAAUUGUCCCUGAAUCCCUUUAAAAAGGGAUAUGAUAGCCAUUUUCAAAUAUAUAAAAGGAUGUCACAUAGAGGAGGGAGAAAGGUUGUUUUCUGCUGCUCCAGAGAAGCGGACACGGAGCAAUGGAUCCAAACUACAAGAAAGAAGAUUCCACCUAAACAAUAGGAAGAACUUCCUGACAGUAAGAGCUGUUCGACAGUGGAAUUUGCUGCCAAGGAGUGUGGUGGAGUCUCCUUCUUUGGAGGUCUUUAAGCAGAGGCUUGACAACCAUAUGUCAGGAGUGCUCUGAUGGUGUUUCCUGCUUGGCAGGGGGUUGGACUCGAUGGCCCUUGUGGUCUCUUCCAACUCUAUGAUUCUAUGAAAAAGUACAGCUCCCACCAUGCCUGGCUAGGGAUGGGAAGCUCCCUAGAGAAGCCAGCCUGGCUCCCUCCUUGCUGUCCUUCCACUGGUAUGUGAAGAAGACCUCCUUAUUCCAGCAGGCUUUUGGGAACUGGCUGCUUUUAAUGAAAGGGCUGGUGCCUUGAUUUGUGUGUGUGUAUGAAACAUGCAGUGGUUGGAAUUGCUCUAAGCUGGACUUGCACGCAGGGGCGGAGCAAGGUAGGUAGACUCUGCCCUGUAGGGUGGUAGGUAGACUCCUCGUCGCAAGGCAUGCGAUCUCCGCAAAAGAAAGCUCAACAACUCUGUCUCCCCCCCCCCAAAAAAAAUGAAAUAAAGUCAAACCAUUUUUGCAGGCAAUUUUUUUAAAAAAAAAAAUCAAUGUCGGGGAGGGUGACAAGAAAUUUUUCGGACCGGGUAUCACCUGACCUUGCUACGCCACUGCUUGCAUGCCUGGAGAGGGAGUGUAGUUCUAUGGCAGAGCACAGCCUUUGCACACAGAAGGUACCAGGUUCCAUCGCCACCAUCUCCAGUUAAAUAGAUAAUGAGUAGAAGACAUGGAAAGCCUCUGCCUGAGAUUCUGGAGAGUGGCUGCUGCUGCUGCCGGUCAGAGAAGACAAUAUGGAUCUAGCUGGACCAAUUGGUCUGCCCUGGAGUAAGGAGGCUUCCUAUGUUCCUAGACCAAUGUUUUCUUUCUCUGUCUCUUUUAAUUUUUAUUUAUACUUUUCAGGUUUAUACAUUUCCUUAAUUUUACAGUGAUUUUAACAUUUCAAAACUUGACUUCCUUCCCCCUCUUUCUGCGGUUCCUUAAAGUUAUUAUUGUUUUUUAUAUCUUCUGCAUAUCCAAAUUCAUUUAAUUUGCUCACUUGUUUAUCUACUUUAAAUAUAUACUCUUGCUAUAACUGGACGCGGGUGGCGCUGUGGGUAAAACCUCAGUGCCUAGGACUUGCCGAUCGUAAGGUUGGCAGUUCGAAUCCCCACGGUGCGGUGAGCUCCCAUCGUUCAGUCCCAGCUCCUGCCCACCUAGCAGUUCGAAAGCAACCCUAAGUGCAAGUAGAUAAAUAGGUACUGCUUUAUAGCGGGAAGGUAAACGGCGUUUCCGUGUGUGGCACUGGUGCUGGCUCGCCAGUGCAGCUUCAUCACGCUGGCCACAUGACCCGGAAGUGUCUUCGGACGGCGCCGGCUCCCGGCCUCUUGAGCGAGAUGAGCUCGCAACCCUAGAGUCGGUCACGACUGGCCCGUACGGGCAGGGGUACCUUUACCUUUACCUUGCUAUAACUGCAGGUUAUUAUAAUAAUUUUUACCUGUUUGCAGUUUAUCUGUAAAUAUUCAAUAAACCAUUUCCAUUCUUUUAUAAAAAGUUUGUUAUCUUGAUUUCUUAUUCUUCGGUAAGUUUCACCAUUUCUGCAUAUUCCAUAAGUUUUUGUAUCCAUUUUUCCUUUGUUGGGACUUCUGCUUCUUUCCAUUUUGGGGCAAGUAACAUUCUUGCUGCUGUAGUAGCACACAUAAAUAAAUUUCUGUACGAUUUAAGUAGUUCUGUCCCUAUAAUUCCCAAAAUGUUUUCCAUUUGCUUUGAAAAGGGAAAGAAAAGCUCUGUUGGUGCUUCCUUAGAGCAUUCCUCAGGGCGGGAAACAGCAUCAAGUUUUAUUUACCAUCUGCCCUCUCUAAAUGUCUUCUUUCUUUCUUUCCUUUGUCUGACUCAGAAUGGUGGAUCUUGCGCCAGCAGACCAGUUUAAGAACAUCACCAGCGUGAAUUUGCAGAACAACAACCUCACCUCUUUCAGUGGUCUGGUCUACCUCCCUAACAUCAAGGUGAGUCAUCUGUGCUUCCUAUUCUUCCCCUCUCAUUCACAGGGAAUAGAGUGCAGAUAUAGAUGGCCCUGGUGUGGGUGUGCGAGGGCUAUUUCAGACUUACUUUUUAAAAAAUUAUUACCAUUUACUACAACUAUGCCCCAGUUUUCAGUCUUGCGUCUCAGUCUUCGUUCUCUCCUCCUCCACGGAUUAUUAUAAGGGUGAAUGCUGUGAAGUUCAUACAUUGCUUUGCAAUGUCAAGGAUAGUAGCAGCCAGGGGUAGUAGCCUCAGAAGUUCUAGAGAAGGGAUGGGGAACCUGCAGCCCUGCAAAUGUUCUUGGAGUCCCAUCAGCUCCAGCCAGCCUGGACCAGUGGACAGUGAUGAUGGGAGCUGGAUACAGAGGGCCACGGGUUUCCCACCCCGGCUCAAAAGGCUGCUGUCAGGAGUGAGGCAGCAGUAAAUCACACUGUGUGAGUUAACUCUUUAUUAGCCAAAACGUGAUCGGCAUAGGAGUGUCAGGCUUAAUUAAGCAGCUCUUGAGACUGAAGGUUCCCACCUCCUCACAGCUGCCUAAGUCCCCUCUGUAGGGAUGCGGGUGGCACUGUGGUCUAAAACACUGAGCCUCUUGAGCUUUCUGAUCGGAAGGUCAGCAGUUCGAAUCCAUGCAACAGAGUGAGCUCCCGUUGCAUUGUCCAAGCUCCUGCCAAUCUAGCAGUUCAAGAGCAUACCAGUGUGAAUAGAUAAAUAGGUACCACUGCGGCAGAAAGAUAAACGGCAUUUCUGUGUGCUCUGGCUUCCGUCUGUGGACAAAUGCCAGCUCCCUCGGCCUGAAAGUGGAGAUGAGGGCCACACCCUAUAGUCAAAUUCAACUGGACUUAACCAUCCAGGGGUCCUUUACCUUUACCUUUACCAAGUCCCCUCCACUCCAUGAUUUCCCCCCAAGCAAUUGGAGACUGUGCCUGGAUGUCUCUUCUCCGCCCUUUUCCUGCCUCUUCUGAUUCUGGGAGACCUUCUCCCUCUGCCCCCUCAUCGUUGUCCCACCACCGCUCCCCGGGUUCUGAGCCUUCUUCCCUUGGGGGUUCCCCAGCUGGUCACUCUCACCAUUCUUCUACAUCUAACCAGUCCACAACAUCCUAGGACUAAGCAGGUCAGAACUGUGGAUCUGUCUUUAUUCCCUGUUUGCGCUACUUGCCCCAUCCUAGGUCAUAGAAUCAUAGAAAAUUAUAGAGUUGGAAGAGAUCACAAGGGGUCAUCUGGUACAACCCAACGCAGAGGGUCAAUUAUGGGUCCUUUUUACAUGGCCAAACUGAAUUCACCUGAUAUCCUCCGACUCCCUUUUUUUAUGCAGGUCCUCUGCCUCAACUACAAUCACAUCGAGUCGAUCCUUCCCAGGCAGAAGGUUUCAAAUCACUUAACCAACAGGCAGCUGCUGUACCAGAAAGUGACAUCCAGCGGCUACGGACAGCAAGGAUCUUCCAAAGGAAACAGGUAUGGCGUAGAUAAGUCCAGCAGGAGCUGCUGAAGACGGACGGGUGUUCUGAGGCCGAUCUAGAAGCACCGUUGCUUUGUGAAACCCAGAUGGAUGAUGCUUCCCCUUUGGGAGGUUGGUCUCUGGAGGGAGAACCAUUUCUAUGCAUUUACAGUGGGGGCUGCCUGCUUCCCAAGUCAGACACCCUGGGUCCCCCUAGUCAACAGCUCCAUUUGGAGCUUUUUCUGGGGCACAUUCUGAUGGGGGUGCAGAGGAGGGGAACUGGUGUGUGAACGACCCAGACUGGUAAACGAAGGCCUUGAGAUACUGUGGACAAGUUCCUGGCGGAGGCAUGAAGAGAAAACAAAUGGAAUCUCUCUUGCAUCUCGGCCUUUUGUUCCAGACGUGUGAGCCCCUUAUAUCUGCUUAAUCUAUGAAAAUCAGACUGCUUUGUCCAGCCUUCUCCUCGGUCAGUUUGGUCCAGGUGUACAGUGAGGCUUUUGUGCUUUUCUCAGAAACAUCUGGCAAAAGAUAUGCAUGGGUUUUGCAGGUCUGAUAUCUCCGAAAUACCUUAAUCAGGCUUAUCAGUCGGGGUAUUAAGUCCUUGAACCCUUUAGUUAAUUAAAAACUGCUUAAUUCCACUGUCUGAUUCGCGGGGUAUCAGUACGACCUUUCCUUCUUAAGGCAAUUAAGUCCUCCCUUUCAGCCUGCUUUCAGUAAUCAUCUCAGGCCUCUUCUGUGUAUGAGUAUUCUCAUAGCAAUGGCCAUCGGAAGUGUUUGCUCUUUGUGCUUCAGAGCACAGACAGUCCAACCGUGAGGCAGGAUGAGGCGGCCGCCUCGGGUGGCACCUCUUAAGGGGCGUGAUUUGGACUCCUUCCAUGCAGACUGAAGGUGUAAAUGGGUGAAUAAACCAUAUUUCUUAAAGCUGUGACAGUCCCUGCUACAUCUUCAGUUCCCCAAAGGAACAAAAACCCUGAAUGAGUGCCUGGAACCUCAUAGUCUCUUGCCACCACUUGGCAGAGAGCAGGGUUGGCACCCAACUUUUGUAACACCUAAAAAUGCGAUGUAGGAAUAUGACCAGUGAGUUUGCACACAAAUGCGCGUUCUCCAGGUAGGCCUGUCAAGGGGCCAGGAAUGGCUGAAGCUUCCUGCUGAUAAUGCACCCAGGAACACUCCCCUGGGUGCGCUUCUGUGUAAUAAUAAUAAUAAUAAUAAUAAUAAUUUAUUAUUUAUACCCUGCCCAUCUGGCUGGGUUUCCCCAGCCACUCUGGGCGGCUUCCAACAAAACACUAAAAUACAAUAACCUAUUAAACAUUGAAAGCUUCCCUAAACAGGGCUGCCUUCAGAUGUCUUCUAAAAGUCUGGUAGUUGUUGUUCUCUUUGACAUCUGGUGGGAGGGCAUUCCACAGGGAGGGUGCCACUACCAAGAAGGCCCUCUGCCUGGUUCCCUGUAACUUGGCUCCCUGUAAAAGCUCCCUGGUUCCCUGUAACACAGCGAGGGAACCGCCAGAAGGCCCUCAGCGCUGGACCUCAGUUAACUUAACCUGGCAUGCCAGACCCGUAAAGAGGAAGUGCGCCGAAACCUCAGAAGUAACCUCCAUUUGGCCGAUCCCUGACUUUUCCUAUGCAGAGCGGCAGAAGUAUUGCAUUCUGAUGUCUUGCUCCACUUUGCCCUGGCAGCAAAGGGCUGUUGCCAAGGGGUUGUCAUAAAACUUUUACUAAACAGAAGCAACCAGCAGUUUCCAGCUGCUCCACUUUUCCUCCUGUCAGGCAUUUUGCUGGGGGAAGAGUGGAUUUCCAUGUUAAUGCCCGAAGUCCGUGGUGGGGGUUCCAGCUCUGCUGUUUUAACAGCAGCGGGGUGUCCUCGCCCAGCCCUGCUUCAAAGCUCUAGCAAAACUCUGUGCGUUGGGGUGGGGGUAAGCUGUAUGUAAAUUUCUUUCUUGGCAGUUGGCGGCUGAGCUCUGUCCCCUGACAUGGUCCCCUUGUUGUUUCAGGGACGUGGGAGCCAAUGAAAGCUUGCCUCCGAUCAUGGAAAGCUUAGAAGUUCUCCAUCUGGGCUACAAUGGGAUUGCCAGUUUGGCCUCGCUGCAGAUUAGCAGGCUAAAAAACCUGAAGUUUCUGUUCCUACAGGGUAAGUAACAACAGUAGUAUAAACAGUCAUUAUCACGUGUUCAUAUGAUACCUUUUUUGGGGGGAGGGGAGAUGGAAGAGAGGUCUGUAAGGACGUCUGGGGGGGUGGGCUGGAACCCUGAGUUGGAGCACAGCAACAUUUGAUUGCAGACUCAGCUUGUAGUAUAUAUAAUCCCCAACUAAAUGUUACCCAUUCGCUUCCCAGAAGCCACUGCAGACUUCUAAACAAGGCCAGAGGUAGACCAGUUGAUCUGUGGGGUUUUGUGUGUGUCUGUGUGUGUAUAUAUACAGGGCUUUUUUCCAGCCACAACUCACCGGAACUCAGUUCCAGCACCUCUCAGGUAGGCGCCAUUGCCAAUAUAAGAGAACAAGGGUUCGUAGUGAGUUCCGGCACCUCUUUUUCUAGAAAAAUAGCACUGUGCAUAUGUGUGUUUCUGUGUGUGUUGUAUUUUAUAAGGUUUUAUUAAGACUUUUCAUAAUACAUUACAAUAAAAAACAAACUAAAUAAAAAUAAAAAUACAAAGUCCUCUUUCGUAGGUAAAUUUUAACUUAAGCAAUCCAAUCUGGCUUGUCCAGAUUGGUUUUGAUCCUGGUAAAUCCCCUUUGUUCCCUCUUCAAAAGAACAAAGACACAACAGUCUUCUUUAAAAGUAUAACAAGAAGUUUACUUACAUUCAGUUCACAGUAGGUUCCCUGAAGGCAGGUUUUAGCUUGUAGUUACAGGAAAGAGAGUGGGUUCAUCCCAUGUAGGGAUAUGAGCCCAUGUGCUGCUAGCUGAGAGCCAGCAGACAGCAAAAUACAUCAAGAGAACAGCAUCAAGAGUUGAAGAAGUCAACAGAGCAAGAGGAGGAUGGCUGCGUGACUGUCCCUUUUUACAGGGUCUCACAGGGUCACGCCCAUCUACCUGGUCACAAGCAGGGGGAGACCAGGUAUGACAGGAAGUCCUCCUGGCUGGAGUAACAUCCCCCUGUGUGUCCGCUCUGGGCAAACAGGAAGUGUUGUACUUGACUGCUUUUGUUACACCCCACAUCCUUUGCUCUUGCCACUGCAGGCAACGAGAUCAGCCAGAUCGAGGGGCUUGAUGGCCUGCAGCUUCUACAGGAAUUAGUGCUGGAUCAUAACCGACUCAAAGCAAUCCAUGAGAAUUCGUUUGCUAAGCAGAGCUCCCUGGUGGCGCUUCACCUGGAGGAGAACCGCCUGAGAGAACUGAACAAUUUGCAUUGCUUGGUGAAGCUGCAGAAGCUUUUCCUUGGCCUCAAUAGAAUUCAGGUACAGUGGAUCUGGUGGGAGAGAGCGGAGCAAGCCUCCCCCGACCUGGCGCCCUCCAGAUGUGUAGGAGCUGCAGUCUAAAACAGCUGGGGGCACCAACUUGGGGAAGGGCUGGAUGCAAAAGGUUCCAGUGCUGAAUUCUGCACUCAGCUUGUCUUUUGCUGUUAGGAAAGAGAAAAUCUAUCCAUUUUGGUUUCUCUCCAUUUCUCAUUUUUCCAAAGUGCAGUUUUUCAAUUUCCGCAUCAGUUUGCAAAUUCUUGUUUUAAAAAACCCUCUUGAAGCUUCAUCAGCAAAUUCCUCCUAAUGAUCACAUAUUUGUAUCCAGCUUUGGCUAGAACACACCUUUUUUGCAAAUGAAUUUUUCCUAAUGCAAUGCAUGCUUCUGUGUUAUGUGAGCAUUUGAUUGCAUACUUUACCUUGGUAUAUGCAUUUUAUUUGGUACACUUGGCUGGAGAACUGCAAAAUUCUGGAGAAGUGCAGAUUUGAAAGGAUGGUUGUGUUUCGAUUGACGCACUGUUUUGGGAAGGGUGAAUUAGGUAGGCUUGCCUUUGAAGGGGGACUGGAAUAAAUUUCUGCCCCAUCCCUAAUUGCAAUGGAUCUUGUGCCGCUAACUCUUAGGAUAGUAAUAAUAAUAAUAAUAAUAAUAAUAAUAAUAAUUUAUUAUUUAUACCCCGCCCAUCUGGCUGGGCUUCCCCAGCCACUCUGGGCGGCUUCCAAAAAAAUAUUAAAAUACAGUAAUACAUCAAACAUUAAAAGCUUCCCUAAACAGGGCUGCCUUCAGAUGUCUUCUAAAAGUCUGGUAGUUGUUGUUCUCUUUGACAUCUGGUGGGAGGGCGUUCCACAGGGAGGGUGCCACUACCGAGAAGGCCCUCUGCCUGGUUCCCCGUAACUUGGCUUCUCUCAGUGAGGGAAAUGCCAGAAGGCCCUCGGCGCUGGAUCUCAGUGUCCGGGGUGGAGAUGCUCCUUCAGAUAUACUGGACCGAGGUCGUUUAGGGCUUUAAAGGUCAGCACCAACACUUUGAAUUGUGCUCGGAAACGUACUGGGAGCCAGUGUAGGUCUUUCAAGACUGGUGUUAUAUGGUCUUGGUGGCCGCUCCCAGUCCCCAGUCUGGCUGCCGCGUUCUGGAUUACUUGUAGUUUCCGGGUCACCUUCAAAGGUAGCCCCAUGUAGAGCGCAUUGCAGUAGUCCAAGCGGGAGAUCAGUCAAGAAACAAUUGAGCCAACAAAUGGUCAACUGGGAAUUAGGGGUCGUGAUUUGAAUAGACUGGAAUACGACUGGGAAAUCUGUAGCCCUCCAGAUUUUGGACCACUACUCCCAUCAUCCCUGGCCAUUCCCCAGGCUGGCUAGGACUGAUGGCAGUUGCAGUCCUCCAGUAGUUGGAGGGGCACAGGCUCCCCAUUCCUGCCCAAAUUGAUCCCUGAAGGGCUCCGUAGCAAAGCUGUAUGAAGAUUCCUGCAUAAGAUUGUCAGUGCUUGCAUUCCUCAGGAAAGCUUUCAAUGGCUCUUGAAUACAACCUUUUUUAAUCUUGGGACAGGAGUUGUCAGAACUUGAAAAGCUUGAUUGUCUUCCAUGCAUUAAAGAGCUCUCGAUAUAUGGAAAUCCGGUGAGUAAAGCUGAGGUUUACCUUCAUCUCAUUAACUAUGCACAAUCUAUUUAGUAAGUGCUUCGCAGGAUGCUGCCUUAAGACUGAAGUGCUCGCAAAGAGGCCGGACAUGCUUUAGUUGUGAUACCUGCAUUGCAGGGGGUUGGACUAGAUGACCCUUGGGGUCCCUUCCAACUCUAUAGUUCUGUGAUUCUAUGAUCUCAUUCUGGAAUAUUCGGAACUCAUUUUCAUGAUGUUAAGUACAGUGUUUUUUGUGUGCGUUUUGGUAUCCCCAAACAAGUCAUAUACCAUUUGACAGUAAAUAUAUCCAUGAGAAAGCCUGGAAAUGUUUUGAGUGCAAGACAGUAGUCAUUAAAUUGUAUAUGUGCCUCUUCUAAAAUGAUGCCUUUUAGAAAGCACAAUGGGUGGGACAAGACUGAAAGCAGAUCCAGAGUUUGUCUUGGACAUAUGCGUGUGCAUAUGGCAAGUUUAGAAGCAAGAUUUCCCUCCAUGGGUGCUUACUGUUAAGUAUGUUACAUCUGUCUUCACUGUGUUGUGUUACAUCUGUCUUUGCUGUGUUGUGUUACAUCUGUCUUCACUGUGUUUGUUACAUCUGCCUUCGCUGUGUUAUGUUACAUCUGUUAGCUAACUGUAGGGCCUAAACCUGAACCUGAAACUCUGGAAGGGAUGUGAGCAAAAUGCACUUGAUUUAACACCUGGAUUUCACCACUGUCUUCUUUUCUCUCCACAUCCCAGGUAUCCCGCAAGAUUUGCCACCGCCCGCUCCUCGUAUUCCACUUACCUAACCUUCAGGUGCUGGAUGGAGUAACAGUCACUCCAGAAGAGAGGGCAAGGGCUGAAGUCCAUUUGCUAGAACAGCAAGUAAAGCACAAUUAUUAUAAUUAAGAUCUGCUUAGGCCUCUUACCGUUUUGGGGAGGACCGAGGCAGGUGUGAUUCUGUCAGCUCAGAAAUUGCCUUUGGUGUCUUCUUUUCCUCUUCCAUCCUUUUAAAAAUUCCAGCCUGUUUUUGAGUCGCAUUCAGGGGCAGCCAUGUUUGGGUGCUGGUAUCCGUGACAGUUCAGUAACGAGGGCUCUUUAGAUCCACACAGUGGCACAGCUACCUUGAGCUACUGUCAAGUCCCAAAGUGGCACAUACCACCCCACCCCCGGGUCCUGUUACCUGUCCGGAACGAUAAUCCCUGUGCACCCAAAGAACCAAAAUAACACUUUAUGACGGGGUUUGCAAAGUCAGAUCAUUCCUCUCUUUAUUUCUUUUUUUAAAAAACCACCUUCCUGCAGCACCAAACGACAUUGAACGUAUGCUUGCGAUUCACUUUUUAUUUUGAGUGAACCAUCCCUGCUGCCACCCUCGUUAUCGGGGGACAGUCAAAUUAGUCCCCACCAACCUUGUUGUUGUCGUUUAGUCGUGUCCGACUCUUCGGACCCCAUGGACCAGAGCACGCCAGGCACUCCUGUCUUCCACUGCCUCCCGCAGCUUGGUCAAAUUCAUGUUAGUAGCUUCGAGAACACUGUCCAACCAUCUUGUCCUCUGUCAUCCCCUUCUCCUUGUGCCCUCCAUCUUUCCCAACAUCAGGGUCUUUUCCAGGGAGUCUUCUCUUCUCAUGAGGUGGCCAAAGUACUGGAGUCUCAGCUUCAGAAUCUGUCCUUCCAGUAAGCACUCAGGGCUGAUUUCCUUAAGAAUGGAUAGGUUUGAUCUUCUUGCAGUCUAUGGGACUCUCAAGAGUCUCCUCCAGCACCAUAAUUCAAAAGCAUCAGUUCUUCGGCGAUCACCCUUCUUUAUGGUCCAGCUCUCACUUCCAUGCAUCGACCUUACUUGACAUAUAGAUGGGUACAGCCAAGAAGCGGCUUCUGGCAGAGAUUUUGGGAGGAUGGAUUGAAUGUGGCUGGGCAAAGGAUGGGGUUCGAAAGAAGGAGGAUGAAGGAGGAUGGCAGAGGAGGGAUGAAGGAGGAUGGCGGACUGGUUUAUGCGAUCGAUCGAGUGAGGCUUUGAGAGGUAAGACUGAACGAUGUGCGAUACAAGCUUCUCCUUGCCGCUUUCAGUGUAAGGUCAAAUCCUCACACUUGCCUGCGGGAGGUUUGUACGCUUGUGUAAUGUAAACAAGACCACACCAGAUUUUUAAGCUGUUGUGAUUCCAAUACGUGCGUCAGGAAGUGCAUGCAAUAUAAUUAUACUGUCGGUCCCUGAGUACGCUGCAACGUGCUUCCAGAGCUUCUAUGGGUGUGCAUGUGUGUGUACACAAAAAGUUGUAUAUAUGCAAGCAGUUAAUUUCAGACCAGUGAUGGUCUGAGCUACACCCCACAUCAUGUUAGCCCCGUGCAUUGACUGUGCUGGCUGGAGGUUGGUAGGAAUUGGAGCCCAUUGACGCCUGCAAGACCACAGGCUCCCACCCUUAUUUUAGACUCUGAGCUUAAUGGCCUUACAUCCCUCUUCCUUCAUUGCACAGGAUUGGACUAGAUAAGCUUUGGGGUCCUUUCCAACUCCACAAUUCUGUGAUUCUAGCAAUUCCUUUGUAGGAGGAGUACCAUUCUGUGAUACAUGUUUGUGCAUAUGUAAUUUGACUACAACACUAUUGGUAGCCUUUUAGGGGUGUAAUUUAGGGGUGUCCACCCACAGUCUCUAGCCCAGCUUUCGUCAACCUGGUUCCCUCAAUGUUUUCAACCACGACUCCCAAAUCUGGCUGGAGCUGAUGGGAGUUGUAGUCCAGAACAUCUGGAGGGCACCCGGUUGGUGAAGUCUGCUCUAGUCUGCGUGAAAACUCGCUCCGUUUAUGAUGCCCCAAGCCCCAGUCCGACAAACACAUUAGGCGACAUCUUUGCCAUGUUUACAGUAUCAGAAGCAGCGCCUGCCUCUUUGUAGAGCCAAGAGCUCAGCGGGUUGCCUUGCAAAAAUGAACACUGGUUCAUGUGUGUGUGUGUGUGUGUUUUGCUGCUUGAAGAUGUGGUGCUUUGUAUACAAGGCUUCUAAGUGCUGUGAAGCGGAUUGCAGCACGUUGUAAAUGCCUUUAUUUCCAAACUGACCUAUGCUUUUUAUACGUUGGACAUCACUUAAAAAUAAAAAACAUGGCCGUAUUAGUGCAGCUGCCGAAAGAGUGCUGAGGCCUCGCCUCUCUUAGGAGAGAGGGAUUUCUGGGUUUUUCAGAAAGCUUCAGUGAAGAUGCUCUGCCUCGUUAGCUAGAACAGAACUGAGGCAUUAUCUCAUUAGGCCACCGAAGUGGAACAACAAACGAUUUCUCGGUUUCCUUCGCAACAUAAAAACUGCUCUUUCCUAAGUGCUUGUUAGAAAGUUGAGAAGCAAGAUCUUCUGUCGUUUCUCUUUGAAAAGUACGUUUUUGGUGUUAAAUGUCACAGGGAAUUUCGCACGGGAGAAAGCAUCUUAAUUAGCGCCUUGUUUUCUUCCAAGGUGCUCCGGAAACAUUUUGGGAAUGGAAGCGGAAAACCAAAACAUUAGCCCCCAUCCCAACCCCUACAUGAGGGCAAAAAUGCUAUAAUGAUGAGCCAAAUAACGUAUAGAUUGUUCCCAAAAUCCCCUGAAUCAAUAAUAAUAAUAAUAAUAAUAAUUUAUUAUUUAUACCCCGCCCAUCCAAUGGUAUGGCCGGCCUUGAUUGUCAUCUUUCCCUGACGAAUGCAUUUCCUAGGCCUGCCCGACUCCUUUAUAAGUUGGAGAUACCCCGAGUUUAUGGCAUCCCUUGGAGAAGGGCUGGUAAAACGGGCGGGACAUGGUGACGUCACGCGGAAGAAUAUCGGUCUUUUGCUCCACCUCCUGCAAGCUUUGCUUGCCUGCAGGAUACUGCCAAGUGCAUAUCCAAUUCAAACUUUGGGUUGAAGUCCUAGCAGGUAUAGUGGUACCUUGGUUCUCGAACUCAAUCCGUUCUGGAAGUCCAGAACGAAGUCCAUUCAAAAUCCAACGGCUUCUGAUUGGCCCCAGAAACAAUGCUGACAGCUGAAACAGACGUUUGGCUUCCGAAAAACGUUCGCAAACCGAAGCACUUACUUCCGGGUUUGCGGCGUCCGGGAGUCGAUUUGCUCGACAACUAAGCCAUUCACGAACCGAGGUAUGACUGUGUUACAGUCCCAUCAAACUGCUCCUGGAACCAAGGUUCUGUAGACUGGGGGUCGUCCCCCCUGAUUCUAUGGGGCCUGUUGUAUUUCCUCAUUCCUUCAGCCCUACCUCUAUGAGUCACGGGCGGUCCGUGCUUCUGUGUGGAAUAAUAAUAAUAAUAAUAAUAAUAAUAAUAAUAAUUUAUUAUUUAUACCCCGCCCAUCUGGCUGGGCUUCCCCAGCCACUCUGGGCAGCUUCCCCAAAAAAUAUUAAAAUACAGUAAUACAUCAAACAUUAAAAGCUUCCCUAAACAGGGCUGCCUUCAGAUGUCUUCUAAAAGUCUGGUUGUUGUUGUUGUCUUUGACAUCUGGUGGGAGGGCGUUCCACAGGGAGGGCGCCACUACCGAGAAGGCCCUCUGCCUGGUUCCCUGUAACUUAGCAUCUCGCAGUGAGGGAACCGCCAGAAGGCCCUCAGAGCUGGACCUCAGUGUGCAGGCUGAAUGAUGGGGGUGGAGACGCUCCUUCAGAUAUACUGGACCGAGGCCGAUUAGGAAUAUUAAGAAGCACAUAAAAACGGUAUCGGCAAGAGUGGAAACGAAUUUUAAACCCUGAAGCCGAAGGCGGAGAAGGAAGCACUGGUGUUAAACACAAUCGACGUAAACUGGCGGCAGUUUCCGAAAGGGAUGCAUCUGUAGUUUCUUGGGCUCAGGCCCAGUAGGUGCCCAGUCAUGCUUGGCUCAGUGGAAAGGGGGAGCAUGAAAAAAAAUUGUGGCUCAACGUUGCUUCCCUUAGCAGGGAAACAGCUGCGGAGGACUGGGGAGGCAGCACCCAGCUGCUUGCAACAGGGCCCCUCCUGCUCAGAAGGAUCCCAUUCAUCUCUUUGCUUUGACCACUUGCAGAGGCUGCACCCAGAAAAUAUUAGCGGAGGACGUUUAGAAAUGGGCCAAUCUACUUCCUCUAGGGGGGAAAUAUAGCUCAGCUCAUUUGCAAACCAAUUUUAUGCGAUCCUGGGGGGAGCUCACCUGGGGGAAGGGGAUGCACCAGUUCUCAAAUCUCCUGCCCGUUUUUUAGGGUUUGUAUUUCAACUAGGUUUAACUACCGUAUUUUUUGCUCUAUAAGACUCACUUUUUCCCUCCUAAAAAGUAAGGGGAAAUGUGUGUGCGUCUUAUGGAGCGAAUGCAGGCGGCACACCUAUCACAGAAGCCAGAACAGCAAGAGGGAUUGCUGCUUUCGCUGCGCAGCGAUCCCUCUUGCUGUUCUGGCUUCUGAGAUUCAGAAUUUUUUUUUCUUGUUUUCCUCCUCCUGAAACUAGGUGCGUCUUGUGGUCUGGUGCGUCUUAUAGAGCGAAAAAUACGGUAUUUUAAAAUUCAUUGGUCUUUUGGUCACAGUCUAAAGGUGGGAUUCACUUUAAGAGGCCCAUCAGCAAAAGCCCAGCAUAAGAACUUCCAUUUGCACAAUGGGGCCUCGUUCUCCUUCCUCCCCACCAAAGAAAAAACCUGUGCUGGUGCUGCAGGAACCCGCCCCCCCCAAAAAACAUUUAGUUUGUACAAACUCGACACACACACUCACACACGACAUACGCAAUGUUUCUGUUAUAAAUUCAUAGAAAAUCAACCGUACAUCGGAUCUACACCGUUCCACUUUUAUUUUGCUCCAUGAAGGAAGGAUUAUCAAAGGGGGAAGGUUUGAUACAUGGCAGCCAUAAUCCCUUGAGCGUACCAAGACGUACUCAGGAGCCCUACCCAGUUGGCAUGCCAACCGUGAUGGUCCCAGACAGAAGACCAUCAAGGUCACAAAGAACUUGCAUAUGGGAGUGGAUUCAGCAUGGCCUGAGACAAAGGACAAUGAUCAGCUGUUCCCUCUGGGGGCAGGAUACUGCAAACUCCUCUUUGUCCUCUGGAAAGUACUCAUGGGGAGGGGGAAAGGUGGAACCGGCCAGGUGACAAGACACUCAGGUUACCACCACAACUCCUCCCUCAACCCCUCCUUUUUGUGAUGUGUCAAUGAUGCAAUCAUGAUGUAGUUGUGAUGUAGUUCUAGGGGUGUAGCUUGGGGGAUUAGUAGCUAAUAAAAGUUGGGGUCUUCUUUUGUUCAGGGCUUCCAUCUUGUUUCACCUGGUGGCAAGUGGGAGUCCUGUCACGACAGUCUUCAAUAAAGGCCAAGCCUACUGGCUGCUGUUUUGCUCUGGUAUUCCUGGCUGGUCUCCUUGUUUUUUGUCCAAGGGAGCCCUCCGAUUUCUCUGUUAACACUGGGGGAGCCUGCAAAACAGCACACAGUGCGGGAAGAGGGGGAAUUGUUCCAUCUGACAAGCCAAAAUGCUUGCGCAAGUGGGAUGUCCGUCGUAGUGUGACAUUUAACUCCAGCCUGUGAUCUUUCACAAAAAGGCAGAGUGUGGUGGAAACUUGGGGGGUGGCAAUGCAACCUUGUUUUACUCAAGAGUAGACCCACUAACAUUAAUGAGCAUGACUAAGUUAGGCUUCAGCUCGUGCUAAAGCAAAGCCAACAUAAUCCACUGAACUUUGCAGGAAAAUCCAACAGGGAAAGGCAGAAACAUGCUGGGAAGUGCAUUAAAUAAUAAUAAUAAAAAAAUUACAGAGGGCACUGAGGCAAACGCGUAGCCCUUGACCCUUGGCGGUGGAAUCUUGUGAGAGAGGAGAGGAGCAAAGCCUGAUGGGGAUUGUAGGUUUGGACACUGGGAGGAAACUUCUGAAUUGUAAGGUAGUCUCGCACAUAGUAGAAUACUUUUCUAAGGAGAAUGGAAAUGUAUCCUGCUUUGAAAUGAGAGUAGGACUGAGGAACCCUUCUUAGCCCAAGAGAUGAUGAUGAUGAUGAUGAUGAUAAUAAUAAUAAUAAUAAUAAUAAUAAUAAUAAUAAUAAAUAAUUUAUUAUUUAUACCCCACACCCGUCUGGCUGGGCUUCCCCAGCCACUCUGGGCGGCUUCCAACAAAAUGUUAAAAUACAGUAAUGCAUCAAACAUUAAAACAGAGCUGCCUUCAGAUGUCUUCUCUUUGACAUCUGCUGGGAGGGCGUUCCACAGGGCGGGUGCCACUACCGAGAAGGCCCUCUGCCUGGUUGCCUGUAACUUGGUUUCUCGCAGCGAGGGAACCACCAGAAGGCCCUCAGCGCUGGACCUCAGUGUCCGGGUAGAACGAUUAACUUUGGGGGGGCCCACAUGACCAUAGUAGUUGGGGUAAGUAACUUUCCCUCCCUGUUUCUUUGCGGCAUUUCCGAGCCUGAGAGACGAGACUUACUAAUACCCCUGAUGUCUCACCAUGUAGGUCUUUCCUCUUGCCAACUCUCCAAUAGACUGUGGAUUCCCCGUACUGCAGACUACUUUCCCCAAGCCUUGUCCCCUGAAGAUAGCCAACGUGAACCUGAAUGCGGGUAUCAACUAUUUAUAUGGGGGCGACUUUAUCGUCCCUCAUUCUGUGGAUGAGCUGGUUGGGAGCGAGUCCGUCAAAGGUGAGUGUCAAUGGGCCAUGAUGCUCUUAGUUUUUCUCUGGGUUAAGUCUCAGGUCUUCCACUUGGUUGGUUGAAGAUGGCACAACAGGGUCCCCUAGUCCAGCAUCCUGUUUUCGCACUGGAUAACCAGAAUUCUUCAAGCAGGAUUAGAGCACAAGAAAAAUUUUCCUGCAGUUUCCAGCAAUUGGCAUUCAGAAGCAUUGCUGCCUCCAACUGUGGAGGCAGAGCAAAGCCAUCAGGGCCUUCUCCUCCAUGAAUUUAUAGGGACAUGGGUGGCGCUCUGGUCUAAACCACUGAGCCUCUUGGGCUUGCUGAUCGGAAGGUCGGCUGUUCGAAUCCCAUGACGGGGUGAACUCCCAUUGCUCUGUCCCAGCUCCUGCCAACCUAGCAGUUUGAAAGCACACCAGUGCAAGUAGAUAAAUAGGUACCACUGCAGCAGGAAGGUAAAUGGCAUUUCCGUGCGCUCUGGUUUCCGUCACGGUUUUUCCGUUGCACCAGUAGUGGUUUAGUCCUGCUAGCCACAUGACCCAGAAAGCUGUCUGUGGACAAACUCCAGCUCCCUCUGCCUGAAAGCAAGAUGAGCACCGCAACCCCAUAGCCGCCUUUGACUGGACUUAACCGUCCAGGGGUCAUUUACAUUUACCUUACCAUAAAUUUGUCUAAUGCCCUUUUAAAGCCAUCCCAGUUGGGGGCCAUCCCAGCCUCCUGUGGGAGGGAGUUAUGCGGUUUAAAGAUGCGCUGCAGUGUCAAGGUCAAGCUGAGGUCCAGCACCAGGGACCAGUCCCGAGCCAAACAUCAUCUAAAGGCAGAAUCGCCCAAAGAAGCAGCCUGGUUCAGUUAGCUGCCUGCAGCCUUGUUUUCCCUUUCAUAACCUUGGCUCCUCUCGCUUGGUGUAAAACGGGGGUCGGCAAGGCUUACCGGGCAUAGGCCAGAUCACCCCCGCAGAUAUCGUCCGUGGGCCGGUGCAGCGCAACAAUGGAAAUCGCAUCUGCGCAUGUCCGUGGUGCCGGAAAUUGCUUCUGCGCAUGCCCAGACCCUGUUGGCGUCUGGGCAUGCGCAGAAGUGAUUUCCCGCACUGCGGACAUGCGCAGAUGCGAUUUCCGGCGCUGCAGACAUGAACAGAUGUGAUUUCCAGUGUCUGGGCGUGCGCAGAAGCGAUUUCUGGAGCUGUGGAAGAGAGUCCCUGCACCCUGCCAUGCCUUGCCAGUUUAGCACAGUGCGCAUGGACUCGCCAAGCUGGCGGCUCGGUUCAGGGGUGGCUCAUGGGCCGGUUAAGCGACCCUCAUGGGCCGCUUCCGGCCCAUGGGCCUUAGGUUGCCAACCUCUGGUGUAAAACAAUGGCGACCCUAAGUUUGAAAAUUGCCAAUUUUACAGUUCCGCUUUCAGGUAAGAAAUCCAAGAACGCCGCACAGGGCGUGUGUAACCCUCGGAGCAUCCAUGCGGAGGUCGCCAUCAGGCAAGUCAGAGCUGCCUCAGCCAACCUGCCAGCCCACGGGGCACCACAGAGCGGCCCCUCUGGAACCACGUAAACCUGCCACACCAGCUAGUAGAGUGCAGGUAUGCGACUGAGCACACUGUCUUCCUCUUUCUCUUUCUCUUGGUGUAAGCUACGUUUUGCAGACUCCCUUAUGUCACUCCUCUGGCUGAAAAUAAAGGACCAAAUGCAGAAUACAUACAUAUUUUUCGCUCUAUAAGACACACCAGAUCAUAAGACGCACCUAGUUUUUGGAGGAGGAAAACAAGAAAAAAAAUAUUCUGAAUCUCAGAAGCCAAACAAGAGGGAUCACUGCGCAGCGAAAGCAGCGAUCCCUCUUGCUAUUCUUGGUUCUGGGAUAGCUGCACAGCCUGCAUUCACUCCAUAAGACGCACACACAUUUCCCCUUACUUUUUAGGAGGGGGAAAAGUGAGUCUUAUAGAGCAAAAAAUUCGUUAUAUCAGCAGGGGAAGAAGACUUCUAAAGAGUCAAGGAUAGCUCUCCAUUUUUUGCCUGGGUUUUAGUGGUUUUAUCCCACUAAAGUCCUCCUAAGUUAAGGUUGCCUAACCUGUGGCCAGGCGUGCCAACUUGAAUAAAAUAUGGGGGGGGGUGACAGGUAAGCCACAGUCCACAUAAUCACAGGACCACAAUCACAUCACACCAUCUGAAUGGCAAUGCCCAUCAACUUUGAGGGGGGCCAACUCCCUCAAAUAUUUUAUGGGGUGGGGGGCUAAAUGGACCUCACUCCCAUCAACCCCAGUCGGCCUGCUCAAUGGUCGGGGUGAUGGGGGCUGCAGUCAAGCCCUACUCUAAGGGCUUAGUGUCAUGUGUGUGGUUCUUUUCCUCCUCUUUUAGGCUCACCACAACCCUGUGAGGUUUACCAACUAGCCAAAGGUUGCCCCAAUGAACUCCAUGGCUAAGUGCCGAUUUGAAACUGGAUCGGCCUGGCACUCUAACCACCAAAUUGAUCUGGCACUGUGUCAAUUCCAUAUUUUUGCACUCGGAUCAUUGAUACAAGAUGCUAAAAGUGGCUCUGGGUUCCACCUUUUUCCCUCCAUGCAUGGUGUAUUAGAAAACAGUUCUUGUCUGAAAUGGGAUAGGAAUGAAGUUAAUUCUUAGUUAAUUCGGCCCUUGGCAUCGUUGGUUUUUGUUGUUGUUGUUAAGCUGUGCUGCUUAGAUGGGAGAAUAAAAAUUGAAUGGGUAGAUGGCAAGAAUGAUCUUGUAGGCAAUAAGUUAUGGAAACUUGGGACAUAGUCUGUGAUUUGUGAUGGGGAAGAAACGUAGUUUUGUUUGAGUUUUAAUGAUAAAUUAUCUAAUUUAUCUCAAAUCGAUAUGUGAACUCAAACAGCUAUCCCUUGAAAUUUGCAUUUCUCCAGAUUUUGUGAUGGGAGUUCUCCAAGCAACCAGUGUGUAAAAAAUAUAUGAGGGGUAAUUGCUCUGUAUAUUAUAUGUGCAGAUUAGACAAAACUGCAUACCCAAAUGUGAUUAUUAGAAGUUUGCACUAAAAUGCUGGUGAAUUUUCACGAGGAUUUCAUUUUAAAUCAUUGAUUGUUAUGGAAAUGAGAAGAACAGAGUUUAAGGUUAGGAAAAUGAGAAACACAGGGAAUCCAAAAAAGACAGAUUUGCCUAUUUAUUUCUGUUGGAGGGUACAUAAUAUAGCCAUCUUCCAUAAGCUAAAAGGUUUAGGUGGGUCUGGUCAGAGCCUAGUACACGCUGCCCUCAGUUACACAAGAUGUACCAAAUAGUAUGUACCAAAUAAAUAAAAUCACCUGUUCAUCACCUGUGUCACAGAAACUCCUGUAGCAUCUCUGUUUUGAAUUAAUAUAACCCUUCUCAUUUGACUUCCUUUCUUUUCCUUUCAGAAACGGUGCAGAAACGGAUCGAACAAAUUGUAAAUAGCUGCAAGAGGAACGAACGCUAGUUUUGACACUGAUUUACAUUUGUAUCCAGAUGUUUGCUUUCCCAAUUUGAGUUACACCCCAGGAGAAUUUGCUCCAUAAUUUCACAUUUUAUAUCUUCGAUCAGAGACUGAAAUGAAUGAACUGAUUUAAGUUUCUUAAGGUUGAUGAAGCAUGCCUGGGUUUUUUUCCCCCCAGAUCCAGGACUGAGUAGGAUACUCUGGAUGAAAUGGGACUCUUAGGCUCCAGUUAACAUGUGACUAUUGGUAGUGCAAUCAGUUCUGUCCAUAAAAAACCAACAACAACCAGAAUGCAAAGCAGCCUUCGGGGGGGACAUUAACAGCUGGAAGAGUGGCAGGGAGAGGGGCUGCUUAACCCUCUCCCUUUCUUUCAUUUGUCUGCUCAAAAGCGCCUCCCUCUCCCUCUUCCACCUAUGUCAGAAAAUAACCAGCAGCAGACGGUGGCUGGAUGGGAGUGGUGAUGCUCACCUGACCUCCCGACAGCUGCAUUGCUGCUGCUUACCCAGAGACAGAGAAGUCGCAGGAACGUCAGUGUGAUGCAGAUAGAGCAGCCGAGCUAAUCCUGUGCUCCUGCUGGUGUGUUUGCACUGAGCCAACCUCCCUGGUGCUUGACCCUUCUCUGUCCCGAUAAGCAGCAGUGACUCUGUGGUCAGGAGGUCAGGUGAGCGCUACCUCUGCACCAUGCUUCCCCCUACUGGAAACUAUGUUUUCUCCCCUAUAUUUUCGCUCCCCGGAAAAACAUUGAGGAGACGGGCAAACAGCAGGAAGGAAAACAGAUUUAACAGCUCCUCUGACACUUUCACUCCUCUGCCCAGGCUGAUUUGGACUUUAUACCUUUAUGAAAACAACCACACAAUUGACCUCCACGUGUAGUUUUAGCCUCAGCACUGUUGUACUGCAAAUCAGGGGUGUGCCUUAGCUAUCAGUGGAAAAGAUGAGGCUCCAUGGGAGCCCAUGUUUAUUCCAGAUUUAAUACAUAACUGUUGACGGAUUGUGGAUGGAUAACCGUACUAGCAUUCGUCCCCUUAACCUGACCUUAUGGUGUUGUUCCAUUUUAAUUAGACUUGGGGUUGAGUACAAGAUGUAACUGUUACGGUCGCAUAAGGGUUUUCUGAUGGAAGCAUUGUUGGCAGGGGCAGCUUUGGAGAAAAGAUAAUAGCAAGGAAUAAAUUGAAGUUGACAUCCAUUCCUAAAAUACGUCGGCUCAGGAUAUGGAAUUCAUAUGGGAGACUGUCCUUGUAACAAGUGAUGAAUGAAAAUAAUAUAAUCGGAGAGCAGAAAAUGUGAGUUGGUGAUUAUAGAGUUGGAAGGGACCCCAAGGGUCUAAUAAUAAUAAAAAAUUAUUUAUAUCCU
Messenger RNA from Podarcis lilfordi (Lilford's wall lizard), 71069 nucleotides. The record is from the annotation of a GenBank genome assembly. Lineage: Eukaryota; Metazoa; Chordata; Lepidosauria; Squamata; Lacertidae.